AUGGACAAGACUAGACGAGGAGAACCAAAAGAGAAGGGGUUGGAGAGAGAAAAGGGGAAGAGUGGUGGCCAAUGCGGAGAAAGAGAUGAGGGGAGUCAUAGAAAAAAACCGGGACAGGAGGAGGAGAAGAAACGGGGGCGGAGAGAAAUGGAGACCGUGUAUCUCCACUGCGGGAAGCUCCUCUCUACCAUUUUCAUGCAAUGUUCUAAUGUCCUCAACCCCUUCACCACAUAUGCCGAAUGCUCAACAACGCUCAUUCUUAUCUUCCCUCCUCCUUCCUAAUACACCCUGCUGAACUUAUCCGUCCGAGGAGAUCUCAUGAUAGCAGACCAAUUGAAAUUUUCGGCAAAUCCAAACGAACUUUACCGUUGUAGAUGCGGCUUGGGAGGAGCCGUGUGCCGUACACGGUUCGGUAAAUGGGGCGAUCCUGUUUUGCCGCUAUAGGGGAAACCGUUUGAUGGAACCGGGGAAAUGUGGUUGGAUGAGAUCACCUUACUAUUGGGCUGGGAGACGAGCUACAGAAAAUCAACGAGGGGGGGGGAAAUGGAUUUAGGGAAAAGUGUCCGUGUCUGUAGGGGGGCUAAAUCCUUCAAACCCCUUCUCACCUCCAGUGUCCUGCUGUAGGCUACCUUCAUCAGCCGUCCAAAUACCUUUAGGAGUGUCCGGCUGUAGGCUAGUCCUGGGAAUCACCGUCCUCAAACUUUAGUGGUCCAAUGCUGUAAGAAACUAAUCCAUUCACCGUCCUCGCUUUAGGUGGCCCUGGCUGGUAGGGGCAAUUUGGGCAACUACAAUUCACCGGGUCCUGCAGUACUUUAUUGGGAUCCUUCAAGAUGUAGGCAAUCCUUCCAAACGACGUCUCUCCUUUAAGUGAUCCUCGACUGUAGGAACUAACAAUCCUUCACACGUCCUCCUUUAGUGUCCUGCUGUAGGCUAAGCUCUACCGUCCGCCUGUGGGGUGAAGUAGUGUUCGUGCUGUAAGCUAUGCCUUCACACCUUACCUCCUUUAGUGUCCUGCUGUCGCUAUCCUUCACCGCCUCCUUUAAAAAAGUGGUGCCUGGCAUUAGGCUAUCCGUUCACGCGGCGCCUCCCGUAGUGUCCUGCUGUAGGCUAUUCCUUCCCCGUCCUCCUUAGAUGCCUGCUGUAGGCUAGAUCGCUCCUUCACCGUCCUCGUUUAGUGGUCCGCUGUAGGCUAAAUCCUUCACCGUCCUCUCUUUAGUGUCCUGCUGUAGGCGUUAAUCGGCUUACACCCGUCCUCCCCAUUGGUCCCUGGCUGUAAGGCUGAUCCUUCACCACGUCCUCACUCCAGUGUCCUUGCUGCUAGGCUGUCCUUCACCGUCCUCCUCCCGUGUCUGCUGGUGGGUAGGCUCAUCCUUCACUCCUUCCUCCAGUGUCCUGCUGUAGGCUAUCCUUCACCGUCCUCCUCCAGUGUCCUGCUGUAUGCUAUCCUUCACCGUCCUCCUCCUCCAGUGCCUAGCUAAGUAGGCUAUGAGAGAGGAAAUAGAAAAAUAAAGAAAACCAAAAGACCUUGAAUGAGUAGUUGUGUCAAAAAUCUUUAUAGACUGGGUACUAGUACACUGACUAUAAUAGCCCUUGGUCAUGGGUCUGAUCUUAACCUACAACGGGGGUAGGGACCAUGCAGACGUCGUCUAGUGAAGGCCCGUCAGAACGCGUCUAGGGGGUGGGACCAUCAGCCGUCUCAGUGGAACCCAUCAGAAAAACCGUCUAGUGAAGCCAUCAAGGACCUUCCUCUGAACCAUCAUACCGUCUAGAGUGACCAUCCACCAUCAGGACGCCGGUCUAUGAACCUCAGCCGUGCUAGUGUACCAUCAGUAACCACCAGACCGUCUAUGUGAAGAGAACCCUCAGACCGUCUAAGUGACAUCAGACCGUCUAGUGGACCGAUCAGACCGUCUAGUGUCCCAAUCAGACCGGCUAUUGGCGCCCUCAGGACAGUCUAGUGGACCAAUCAGACCGUCCUAGUGGAACCAUCAACCGUCUAGUGGACAUCAGAGAACCGUCUGUGGACCCUCAGAAACCAUCCAGAACCGAUCUAGUGAAGCCGAUCAACCAUCAGAACCGUCUAGGUGAACAUCAGAACCAUCAACCUGUCGAGUGGGACAAUCGGACCAUCAGACCGUCUAGUGAACCAUCAUACCAUCAGAAACCGGUCUAGUGAACCAUCAGUCUAGUGAACCAUCAGACCGCUAUUGGACGCAUCAGACCAUCUAUUGGAGCCAUCAUACCGUCUAGGUGGACCAUCAACCGUCUAGUGGACCAUCAGACCGUCUAGUGGACCAAUAAGACCAUCAGAACCGUCUAGUGGGAACCAUCAAACCGUCUAGUGGACAUCAGAACCGUCUAGGGACCAUCAACCUCUAGUGACCAUCAUACCGUCUAGUGUGGGACCAUCGAGACCCGUCUGUGAAACCAUCAGAGGAGACCGUCUAGUGAACCAUCAGAACCGUCUAGUUGGACCAUCAGAACCGUCGUAGUGUACCAUCAGGAACCGUCUAGUGGAGCCAUCAGACCGUCUAGUGUACCACAACCGUUGACCCUCAGCCGUCUAGUGAACCAUCAGAACCGUCUAUAUUUACCAUCAGAACCGUCUAGUGAACCAUCAGACCGUCUAUUGACCAUCAGAACCGUUCUAGUGACCAUCACAUCAUACCGUCUAGUGAACCAUCAGCUCGUCUAGUGAACACCAUCAACCAUCUAUUGGACAUCAGACCGUCUAGUUGAACCAUCAUACCAUCUAGUGAAUGCAUCACAGGGACGCUAGUGAGUACGCAUCAGACCGUCAGUGUGACCAUCAUGAACCAUCAGAACCGUCUAGUGGACCCAUCAGAACCGUCUAGUGAACCAUGCAUGACCGUCUAGAUGACAAUCAGCUCGUCUAGUGAACCAUUCAUACCGGUCUCUUGUAACCAUCAGACCGCUAGAUGUGACCAUCAUAGCCGUAAGUGACCAUCGAACCAUCAGACCGUCUAUUAAACCAGCAGACCAUCAGAACCGUCUAGUGACACCAUCAGACCGUCGAGUGGACCAUCAUACCGUCUAGUGAACCAUCAAGACCUCCGAUAUCCGUCUAGUGAAAACCCGAUCAUACCAUCAACCGUCUAGUGAACCAUCAGACCAUCAGACCUUCUCAGUGAACCAUCAGCCGUCUAUUGGGACCAUCACGUCUAGUGAACCAUCAGAUACAGUCUAGUGAACCAUCAGACCGUCUAGUGACCAUCAGACCGGCUAGUGAACCAUCAGACCAUCCAUACCGUCUGUGAACCAUCAGACGUCUAGUGGACCCAUCCAGACCGUCUAUUGACCAUCAGACCAUCUAGUGGACCAUCAGACGUCUAUGACCAUCAGAAACCGGCCUAGUGAACCAUCAGACCGUCUAUUGGAACCAUCAUACUCGUCUAUGUGAACCAUCAGAACCGUCUAGUGGACGCAUCAGCCGUUGACCCUCAGACCGUCUAGUGAACCAUCAGACCGUCUAGUGGAACCAUCAUACCAUCAGACCGUUCUAGUGAACCGAUCAGAAACUCUAGUGACCAUCAGACCUUGGCCAUCAGACUCGGCUAGUGAACCAUCAGAAGAAACCGUCUAGUGAACCAUCAGACCGUCUAGUGAACAUCAUACCAUCUAGUGGAGCCAUCAGACCAUGCAGACCGUCUAGGUGGACCAUCAACCGUCUAAGUGUACCAUCAGACCGUCUAGUGGACCAUCAGAACCGUCUAGUGGACCAUCAGACCGUCUAGUGGGACCAUCCUAGACCUCUAGUGGCCAUCAUACCGUCUAGUGUACCAUCAGACCGUCUAGUUGACAUCAGAACCGUCUGUGAACCAUAACCUUCUAGUGACAUCAGACCGUCUAGUGGACCAUCAGAACCGUCUAAGUGACGCAUCAGACCGUCUGUGGACCAUCAGACCAUCUAGUGGACAUAGACCGUCAGUGAACCAUCAGACCAUCAGACCCUUAGUGGACACAUACCGUCUAUGGACCAUCAGACCAUCAGAACGUCUAGUGGCCCAUCAGACCAUCCGACCGUCUAGAUGGACAUCAGACCGUCUAGAGUGGAUCCGUCAGACCGUCUAGUGGACCAGCAGACCGUCUAUGGACCAUAGAGUCUAGUGGAGCCAUCAGACACGUCUAGUUGUACCAUCGACGUCUAGUGUACCAUCAGACCGUCCUAGGGACCAUCAGACCGUCUAGUGGAAGCAUCAGACCGUCUAGUGGAACCAUCAGACCGGUCUAGUGUACUCAUCAGAACCGGUCUAGUGACCUCAUACCGUCUAUGGCCAUCAGAACCGUCUAGUGAACCAUCAGACCAUCUAUUGGACCUCAGACCAUCAGACCGUCUAGUGAACCAUCCAGACAGACGCGUCUAGUUGACCAUCAUACCAUCAGACCGUCUAGUGGACCAUCAGACCGUCUAGUGGACCAUCAGAACCGCUAGUGACCAUCUAACGUCUAGUGAAAACCAUCACCGUCUGAGUUACCAUCAGACCAUCUAGUGGACCAUCAGAACCCUCAAACCGUCUAGUGACCAUCAGAAAAAACCCGUUUUUUCCCCCUAUUGUACCAUCGACCGUCUAAGUGGACGCAUCAGACCGCUAGUGGACCAUCAGAGACCGUCUAGUGGACCAUCAGACCGUCUAUUGGAUGAACCAUCAACCGUCAGUGACCAUCAGAACCCGUCUAGUGCACAUCAUAAACCGUCUAUUGAACCAUCAUACGUCUAGUUGACCAUCAAGAACCGUCUAGUGGAGACCAGCAGACCGUCUAGUGAACCAUCAUACACUUCUAUUGGACUCAUCUAACGCAUCUGUGGGAAAACGCAUCAACACCUCUAUUGGACCAUCAGACCUCAGACCGUCUAGUGACCCCUCAGACCAUCAGACCGUCUAGUUGACCCUCAGCCGUCUAGUUUAGACCAUACAGACCAUCAGACCAUCUAGUGUACCAUCAGACCGUCUAGUGGACCAAUCCGAUACCGUCUAGUGGACCAUCCAACCGUCUAGGUGGAACCAUCAGACCGUCUAGUGGACCAUCGCCGCUAGUGAACCAUCAGACCGUGGACCAUCAUAAACCGUCUACUAUUGUACCAAUCAGACCGUCUGUGGUACGCAAUCAGACCGUCUAUUGGACCAUCAACCAUCAUCGUCUAGGGACCAUAGACCAUCUAGUGAACCAUCAAACCUCCGCUAGUUGCCUCAUCAGACCGUCUAGUGGACCAUCAGACCCGUCUAGUGACACGCAUCAGACCGUGACCAUCAGCCCUUCUAUUGGACCAUCAGACCGUCUAGUGGCCCAUCAGACCAUCAUACGCGUCUAGUGCACCAUCGAGAACCGUCUAGUGAAAACCAUCAGACCGUCUAUGAAGCCAUCAGACCGUCUAAGUGACCAUCAUACCGUCUAGUGCAACCAUCAGACCGUCUAGUGGACCAUCAGACCGUCUAGUGGACCAUCAGACGUCUAGUGGACCAUCAGACGCGUCUAGUGAAAGGGGAGUUUGUAAUGAUGUAAAUACGAGGACUACAGAAUGGUUGUGGGAUGGGGGGAGAAGAUGACGGGUUUAGGUGAGAGGUAAAACAUAGGAGGUGGGAAGGAGACGGAAAGGAAGUAGUAUGGAUAGGGGUACAGUGAACGUGGGUAUCAAAAAGGGAUGACGAGGAGGUAGGUGUGGAAGAAUGGCGAUUGCGGGGUGGAUUGAGAAAGCAGGGGAGAGGGUGUGGGGGUAAAGUUAUAGGGGGAACGGGAAACCUCCCGGCGGAGUGAGUGGGAAUUAAGAGAUGGGGAUGCGUGGUUUUGAAGGGGGUAAAAGGGCGAUGAGGCAUUGGGAUGAACACAGAGAGCCUGCGAGGAUGUCGGAGUGAGGGAUUGACCAGUAUUGGAGUAUGAGGAAGUUGUGAGGGUUCCCGUCCUCCCACUACUGCUUUCUCUCUUUCCCCCAUCGCAUUCACCGUCUUAAGUGGACCAUCAGACGUCUAGAGUUGACCAUCAGACCAUCAGACCGUCUAGUAACCAAUCGGACCAUCAGACCGUCCUAGGAACCCAGACCGCCUAGUGAACCAUCAGAGGACCGUGGACCAUCAGACCGUCUAGUGGACUGCAUCAGACCGUCUAGUGGACCAUCAGACCGUCUAGUAACCAUCAUACCGUCUCGUGAACAUCAUACAGACCGUCUAGGUGGAACCAUCAGACCGUCUAGUGGGACCAUCAGAACGACACCGUCUGUCCCCAUCAGACCCGUCUAUGAACCAUCAACCCGUCUAGUGUACCAUCAGACCGUCUAUGUGGACCAUCAUACCGUCCUAGUGGACCAUCAGACCGUCUAGUGGACCAUCAGACAUCAGACCUUCAUGGGAACUCAUCAGACCGUCCUAGUGGCCCUCAAGAACCGUCUGAUUGGACCAUCAGUCAACCGUCAGUGAACCAUAGACGCAUCUAACGCUAGUGAACACAUCAGACCGCUAGUGGACCAUCAGACGACUCUCUAUGGACCAUCAGACUCGUCUAGUGAACCAUCAGACAUCAGAUGACUCGUCUAGUGGACUCCUCAGACGUCUAGUGACUCAUAGACAGACCCGUCUAGUUGACCCAUCUAACCGUCUAGUGGACCAUCAGACCGUCUAGUGUGACCAUCAUGCCGUCUAGUUGACUCUAUCAGAAGACCGUCUAGUGACCAUCAGACCGUCUAGUGGACCUCAGACCAUCUAGUGGACCAUCAUACCCAAUCUAGUGGACCUCAGACCGUCUAGUGGACAUCAGACCAAUCAGACCGUCUAGUGAACCAUCAGAUACAGUCUAUUGAACCAUCAGAAACCGUGCCUAGUGGACCAUCAGAGACCGUCCUGUGGACCUACAAACCGUCUAGUUGACCAUCAGACCAUCUAGUGGACUCAUCAGACCUCAGGACCGUCUCGUGGACCAGCAACCGUCGAGUGGACCAUCAGACCGUCUAAGUGGACCAUCAGAAGCAGAGCCGCUAGUGGACCAUCAUACCAUCUAUGGACCGAUCACGGAAACCUGCUAUUGGACAAUCAUACCGUCCUAGUGACCAUCAGACCGUCUAGUGAACCAUCAGACCGUCAGUAGUGGCCAUCAGACCGUCUAUGGACCUCAUACGUCUAGUGUACCAUCAGACCGUCUAGGACGCAUCAGCGUCUAUUGGGACCAUCAGAACCAACCUUCGUGACCAUCAGACCAUCUAGUGGACCAUCAGCCGUCCUUGAACCAUCAGACCGUCUAGUGGACCAUCAGACCGUCUAAUGGACGUCAUCAGAACGUCUGUGAACCGUGUGGGGCGCUGACCAUCCGAAGACCGGGGUUCUAGUGCAGCCUUCAGACCGUCUAGUGAACAUCGAGACCGUCGAGUGUCCACAGAUCAGCCUCUAGUGAACCAUCAGAUACAGUCUAGUGAACCAUCAGACCCGUCUAGUGAACCACGAGACCGUCUAGAUGGCCAUCAGAACAUCAGAACCGUCUAGGUGGCCAUCAACCUGGUCUAGUGGACCAUCAGACCAUCAGACCGUUCUAGUGGACUCAUCAUCCGUCUAUGACCAUCAACCAUCGAAGAACCGUCUAGUGGACCAUCAUACCAUCGACCGUUCUAUGGACCAUCAGACCAUCUAGUGCCGGCGCAGACCGUCUAGUGUACCAUCAGGACUCGUCUAGUGAACCAUCAGACUCGUCUAGUGAACCCUCAGAACCGUCUAUGUGGACCAUCAGACCAUCUAGUGAACUCAGACCGUCUAGUGGACCAUCCAGACCGUCUAAAGUGAACCAAUCAACCGCUAUUGAACCUCAGACCGUCUAGUGGACCAUCAGACCAUCUAGUGGACCAUCAAAUAACCGUCUAUGGAGACCAUCAGACCGUCUAGUGGACCAUCAGCAGACCAUCUAGUGACCACUCAUAAGACCUGUCUAGUGAAUCCAUCGACCGCGAGUGAAUUCCAUCAAGAAACCAUCAAACCUUCUAUUGAACCUCAGAACCGUCUAGUGGACCAUCAGACCGUCUAGUGACCAUCAGACUCAUCAACCGUCUAUUGAACCAUCAGACCAUCAAGAUACCGUCGAGUGUACCAUCCAGACCAUCAGAACCGUCGAGUGGACCAUCAGACCAUCAGACCGUCUUAGUGACCAUCAGACCAUCAUACCAUCUCCCUUAGCGUCUAGUGGAAACCAUCAGACCUCAGACCGUCGAGUGACCAUCAGACCGUGUCUAGGGGACCAUCAGACCAUCAGACCGUCUAGUGGACCAUCAGACCAUCAGCAGCCGGCUAGUGGACCAUCAGACCAGCAUACCGUCUAUUGGACCAUCAACCGUCUAGUUACCAUCAGACGACCGUCUAUUGAACCAUCGACCGUCUGUGAACCAUCAACGUCUAGUUGACCAUCAGACCGUCUAUUGGGACCAUCAGGACCGUCUAGUGGACCUCAGACCGUCUAGUGGACCAUCAGGACUUCUAUAGUGAAGCCAUCAGAACCAUCAGACCGUCUAGUGGAUCCAUCGACCAGUCAGACCGUCCGUGGACCCUCAGCCCAUCAGACCGUCUAGUGGUACCAUCAGACCGUCUCGUGGACCAUCAUGAAUCAGAACCGUCUAGUGAACAUCAGAGACCUCUAGUGGACCAAUCAAACCUUCUAUGAACAUCAGAACCGUCUAGUGGAGCCAUCAUAGACCCGUCUAGUUAACCUCAGACCGUCUAGUGAACCACCAUCAGAACCGUCUAGUGACGCUCAGACCAUCUAGUGGACCUCAUAACCGUCUAUUUGACCAUCAUACCUCUAGUUGACCAUCAUGACCAUCUAGUGGACCAUCAGACCAAUCUAGUUGGAACCAUCAAGAACAAAUACGUCUAGUGGACCAUCUAACCGGUCUAGUGGAACCAUGCAGACAUCAUACCUUCUAGUGAACCAUCAGACCAUCAGACCGUCGAGUGAAACCAUCAGAGACCAUCAGGACCGUCUAGUGAAACCAUCAGACCUCAGACCGUCUGUGACUCAUCAGACCCGUCUAGGGACCAUCAGACCCAUCAGACCUUCUAGUGGACCAUCAUACCAUCAGACCCGUCUAGUGGACCAUCAGUGACCAUCCAGAACCGUCUAUGGACCAUCUAACCAUGCUAUUGGACCAUCUACCUGCUAAGUGCACCAUCAAAGAGACCGUCAGUGGAACAUCAUACCGUCUAGUGGACCAGUCAGACCGUCUAGUGGCUCAUCAAGACCGUCUGUGAACCAUCAGACCUUCUAUGAACGCUCAGACCGUCUAUUGGAAACCAUCAGAUACCUUUUUUUUUUCCACCCCCCUCCCCCCCCCCGAGUGGACCAUCAGACCGUCUAGUGAACCAUCAGACCGUCAUAGUGAACCAUCAUGACUGUCAUCAGACCGUCUAGUGGAAACCCUCAGAAAACCGUCUGUGAACCAUCAUAACCAUCAGAAGCCGCUAGUGAACCCAUCAGACCGUCUAUGAACCCAUCAUAACCGUUCUAUUGGACAUCAGAAACCGUCUAUUGAAUAACCAUCAGACCGUCUAGUGGACCAUCAGACCGUCUAGUUAACAUCAGGCCAUCAGAAACUCUAGUGAACAUCAUGACCGUUAGUUAACCAAUCAUAACGUCUAGUGAACCAUCAGACCGUCUAGUGAACCAUCAGACCAUCAGACCGUCUAGUGAACCAUCAGACCGUCUAGUGAACCAUCAGACCGUCUAGUGGACCAUCAGACCGUCUAGUGAACCAUCAGACCGUCUAGUGGACCAUCAGACCGUCUAGUGAACCAUCAGACCAUCAGACCGUCUAGUGAACCAUCAGACCGUCUAGUGAACCAUCAGACCGUCUAGUGGACCAUCAGACCGUCUAGUGGACCAUCAGACCGUCUAGUGAACCAUCAGACCGUCUAGUGAACCAUCAGACCAUCAGACCGUCUAGUGAACCAUCAGACCGUCUAGUGGACCAUCAGACCGUCUAGUGAACCAUCAGACCGUCUAGUGAACCAUCAGACCUCAGACCGUCUAGUGGACCCAUCAGACCGUCUAGUGGACCAUCAGACCGUCUAGUGAACCAUCAGACCGUCUAGUGGACCAUCAGACCGUCUAGUGAACCAUCAGACCGUCUAGUGAACCAUCAGACCGUCUAGUGGACCAUCAGACUCAAUUGGGUUGAGGUCAGGUGAUUGUGGAGGCCAGGUCAUCUGAUGCAGCACUCCAUCACUCUCCUUCUUGGUAAAAUAGCCUGGAUGUGUAUUGGGUCAUUGUCCUGUUGAAAAACAUAUCAUAGUCCCUCUAAGCCCAAACCAGAUGGGAUGGUGUAUCACUGCAGAAUGCUGUGGUAGCCAUGCUGGUUAAGUGUGCCUUGAAUUCUAAAUAUAUCACAGACAGUGUCACCAGAAAAGCACCCCCACACCAUAACACCUCCUCCUCCAUGCUUUACGGUGGGAAAUACACAUGCAGAGAUCAUCCGUUCAUCCACACCGCAUCUCACAAAGACAUGUCUCCUCUGAACAGUUGAUGUUGAGAUGUAUCUGUUACUUGAACUCUGUGAAGCAUUUAUUUGGGCUGCAAUUUCUGAGGCUGGUAACUCUAAUGAACUUAUCCUCUGCAGCAGAGGUAACUCUGGGUCUUCCAUUCCUGUGGCGGUCCUCACGAGAGCCAGUUUCAUCAUAGCUUGAUGUUUUUUGCGACUGCACUUGAAGAACCUUUCAAAGUUCUUGACUGACCUUCAUGUCUUAAAGUAGUGAUGGAUUGUCAUUUCUCUUUGCUUAUUUGAGCUGUUCUUGCCAUAAUAUGGACUUGGUCUUUUACCAAAUAGGGCUAUCUUCUGUAUACCCCCCCCCCCCCCCCCCCCCCUCUCCACCCCACACACACACCUUGUCACAACACAACUGAUUGGCUCAAACGCAUCAAGAAGGAAAGAAAUUCCAGAAAUUAAUUUUAAACAAGGCACACCUGUUAAUUGAAAUGCAUUCCAGGUGACUACCUCAUGAAGCUGGUUGAGAGAAUGCCAAGAGUGUGCAAAGCUGUCAUCAAGGCAAAGGGUGGCUAUUUGAAGAAUCUCAAAUAUAAAAUAUAUUUUGAUUUGUUUAACACUUUUUUGGUUACUACAUGAUUCCAUAUGUGUUAUUUCAUAGUUUUGAUGUCUUCACUAUUAUUCUACAAUGCAGAAAAUAGUAAAAAUAAAGAAAAAGCCUUGAAUGAGUAGGUGUGUCCAAACCUUUGACUGGUACUGUGACUUAAACAGAGACGGAACAAAUCUAAAGUGCUGGAACUGAAGAGGAGAGAAGCUCCAUGACAGACUAUAGCCCUCUCCUUUAUAACCGUGGCACUAUGUCAUGGCCAUGGAAAGACAGAAGACAUUUUAUUUCUAUGGUCAUGAUCUCCUUUAUAACCGUGGCACUAAACUAAGUCAUGAUAUGCAGUAUUCACCAUGCCACUGCCUUGUCAUCACUAAGCUUUUAAUUCAGAACAAUACAUGUGACUUGAUGGUGGAACACAGUUAAACGGGUGGUGAAUGAUGCCAGAGUCUAGAUACAUUUUUACAUUUACAUUUUAGUAAUUUAGCAGACGCUCUUAUCCAGAGCGACUUACAUGAGCAAUUAGGGUUAAGUGCCUUGCUCAAGGGCACAUCGACAGGUUUUUCACCUAGUCAGCUCGGGGAUUAGAACCAGCAGACCCGUCGCCAGACCUCAGUCUUAAGGGGGGCAUAUGAAAUGCAUGGGAGGGCACGGCACAAUUAUUAUUAGCCUACAGUACGUAUAUUUAAUAAUACAUUCCCUCAAGUGGGGGGGGGGGGGGCACAAGCAUUUUUGGGGGCGGGCCCGGCCCCCUAUGGCCCGCCCAUAGCGACGGGUGUGAGAACCAGCAACCUUUCGGUUACUGGCACAACGCUCUUAACCACUAAGCUACCUGCCGCCAGAUACUGUCUUAUUGAGAGACACAGAUCAGGCAAGGACAGAAUUGUAUUAGCUCGGUUUCAAGGGUGUUUAUUUAAAUAAUAAACAAAGAGAAAAUAAUUGGUCUCCUCCAGGAGACCUCCUCCGGGAUACCGUCUUCUGGGCACAAAACCAAGCUCCCUCCAUUAUCUCUGGUACUGAGCACGACUAUACCAGAGUAACCUCUCAUCCCCAGUCUCCACCCCCGUGUGCUGCCCUUCUGGCAGCUUCAUGGGACUCGUCCAGCUGGUGAGCAAUCAUCCCCUUGAUUACUCACCCACCUCAAUCAGCCCCAAUUAGUCCUGGCCAGAGAGCCCGUCGAGACCUGGCACGUCCAGCAGAGGGAGCCACCGUCGUGUGAUGUAGACUGCGUCUGUCACCAGGCCUUGACGAGUCUCCCCCUGGUGGCUAACCUGCGGUACGCCACACGGCAAUAUAAUGCCUCAGGCUUAAUGAUGAUGUAUACAUUUUGUCCAAGACAAAAACCUUUUUUCCCUUUCAUUUAUUGGCGUCACCCCGUAGGACAUUUUGUCACAUCGAUGGACGAUAUACAACAGGCAGUCAGUCACAUUUUACUGUUAAAACAGAAUUAAUUACACUUUCAGAAGUUUCUGAGCACUGUAAAAAUGCUUCUGAACAUCACCAAUGGAUCCUCCUUAAAGGAUUUGAAGUGGGGGGCGCUGAUGAGCAGCAACAUGUGAAGACGCGUUUUCUCGGUGCUCCUGUCCGAACAAUUUACUAUUAAUAUUUCACCAACACCUCCCCUACCGCAUUAAUUUUGUUACAUUUUAUUAGGAAUCAAACCCAAUUCACUAAUUUUGUUAUUUCUCCUGUUUUAGUUUUUUCGCCCUUUCAUUGUAAAAUGUCGAAACAACAACGGCCAUGAGUCACAAAAGAGCCUCUACUAAAUCCUCGCGCUCACCGGACUCUGACCCCCCCUGACCCUCCCGACCCCCCUGACCCCCCUGACCCCCCCUGACCCCCCCGACCCCCCCUGACCUAGCCAAGGUAAUGGCGGCUAUCACUAAGUCUGAACAGACUGUGCUGGCUAAGGUGGAGUCCAUAUCCACUGACCUAUCUAUCUACCUAUCCACACAAAUAGCCACUCUCACCACCGAGGUCAACACAAAGACACUCCGUUAAAGAAGACUUGGCGAAACAGGAAGCCCGUCUGAGUAACCUGGAGGGCGGCGCAAAUACUUCCUCCGACAAAGUGGUGGUGGUGGUGACAAGAGCAAGUCACCCGGCUAUCAUCAGGUGUCGUCAAACUUACUUCCAAGGUCGAGGACCUCGAGAACAGACAGCACUGGGGGAACGGCGUAAGAGAGGGACUCGAGACCGUAGGUGGAUUGCUGCCUACCCUGUUCAUAGCUAAACUGCUCCAGGAAAUCCUAGGCCUCGAUUACGCCACCCACCCUUGACCGUGCGCACAGAAGCUUACAGUCCGCACCGAAGAAUGGGGAGCCGCCCAGCCCCAUCGUAGUCAAAUUCCUUUCAGAAGAAAGAGGAUGUCCUCCGUAAGGCAUCACGACCGGCUCCCAUCACCCACGGCGGCCUGAAGAUUCACAUUUACCCAGACUACAUGGCGGCAGUCAUGAAGAAAAGGUCGGCCUUCAACAAGGUUUAUUUUUAUUAGGAUCCCCAUUGGCUAACGCCGUAACGUUAGCUAAUCUUCCUGGGGUCCAACACCAAUUAAUAAGACAUUACAAACAAUUACAAAUUAAGACUUUACAAACAUUUAACAAGUAGACAAUACAGACAAUUAAAAUACCUGACAGGUAACACAUUUAACAUUCAGUUGAUGCUUUCUGUUUCCUGUCACAUGGUCUAUCACAUUAGAUGGUAUUUUAGUUUUUUCUUGAAGGUGGAUUUACUUUUUGCCUGAGAAAUAUGGAUUGGUAAAGAGUUCCAUUCAGCUAUGGCUCUAUAUAAAACUGUAGAUUUAAGGCGAUUUGUCCUUGGCUUGGGUUGUCUUAGAUGCCCUGAAUUUACCUGUAUGGUUUGGUGGUUAUGCAUGUUGUUAGUAUGUACUAACUGGUCUGAAAAAUACUGUGGUUUUUUUAAAAAUAUAACAUUCCUAAAGAAAAUCAGAAAACUGGAUAGUAAUUUGUUUUCAGCGUGAAGCCAUGAGAGAUUCUGAUGCAUUUGGAUAAUAUUCAUACAGAUAGAGCAAUGAAGAGCUAAUCUGGCAGCCCUGUUAUGAUAGAGCAAUGAAGAGCUAAUCUGGCAGCCCUGUUAUGAUAGAGCAAUGAAGAGCUAAUCUGGCAGCCCUGUUAUGAUAGAGCAAUGAAGAGCUAAUCUGGCAGCCCUGUUAUGAUAGAGCAAUGAAGAGCUAAUCUGGCAGCCCUGUUAUGAUAGAGCAAUGAAGAGCUAAUCUGGCAGCCCUGUUAUGAUAGAGCAAUGAAGAGCUAAUCUGGCAGCCCUGUUAUGAUAGAGCAAUGAAGAGCUAAUCUGGCAGCCCUGUUAUGAUAGAGCAAUGAAGAGCUAAUCUGGCAGCCCUGUUAUGAUAGAGCAAUGAAGAGCUAAUCUGGCAGCCCUGUUAUGAUAGAGCAAUGAAGAGCUAAUCUGGCAGCCCUGUUAUGAUAGAGCAAUGAAGAGCUAAUCUGGCAGCCCUGUUAAGAUAGAGCAAUGAAGAGCUAAUCUGGCAGCCCUGUUAUGAUAGAGCAAUGAAGAGCUAAUCUGGCAGCCCUGUUAUGAUAGAGCAAUGAAGAGCUAAUCUGGCAGCCCUGUUAUGAUAGAGCAAUGAAGAGCUAAUCUGGCAGCCCUGUUAUGAUAGAGCAAUGAAGAGCUAAUCUGGCAGCCCUGUUUUGAUAGAACAAUGAAGAGCUAAUCUGGCAGCCCUGUUAUGAUAGAGCAAUGAAGAGCUAAUCUGGCAGCCCUGUUAUGAUUGAGCAAUGAAGAGCUAAUCUGGCAGCCCUGUUAUGAUAGAGCAAUGAAGAGCUAAUCUGGCAGCCCUGUUAUGAUAGAGCAAUGAAGAGCUAAUCUGGCAGCCCUGUUUUGAUAGAACAAUGAAGAGCUAAUCUGGCAGCCCUGUUAUGAUAGAGCAAUGAAGAGCUAAUCUGGCAGCCCUGUUAUGAUAGAGCAAUGAAGAGCUAAUCUGGCAGCCCUGUUUUGAUAGAGCAAUGAAGAGCUAAUCUGGCAGCCCUGUUAUGAUAGAGCAAUGAAGAGCUAAUCUGGCAGCCCUGUUUUGAUAGAGCAAUGAAGAGCUAAUCUGGCAGCCCUGUUUUGAACGAUCUUGAGGUUUUUAUAUCUUUCUUUGCUGCAGAUGACCAUAUUACUGGACAGGUGUGAGAGGACCAAGGAGUGAAUCACCUGAUUCAGAGUGACAGGACCAGGGAUUGAAUCACCUGAUUCAGAGUGACAGGACCAGGGAUGAUCACCUGAUUCAGAGUGACAGGACCAGGAUUGAAUCACCUGAUUCAGAGUGACAGGACCAGGGAGUGAAUCACCUGAUUCAGAGUGACAGGACCAGGGAUUGAAUCACCUGAUUCAGAGUGACAGGACCAGGGAUUGAAUCACCUGAUUCAGAGUGACAGGACCAGGGAUUGAAUCACCUGAUUCAGAGUGACAGGACCAGGGAUUGAAUCACCUGAUUCAGAGUGCCAGGACCAGGGAUUGAAUCACCUGAUUCAGAGUGACAGGACCAGGAUGGAAUCACCUGAUUCAGAGUGACAGGACCAGGGAUUGAAUCACCUGAUUCAGAGUGACAGGACCAGGGAUGGAAUCACCUGAUCAGAGUGACAGGACCAGGGAUGGAAUCACCUGAUUCAGAGUGCCAGGACCAGUGGAUGGAAUCACCUGAUUGAGAGUGACAGGACCAGGGAUUGAAUCACCUGAUUCAGAGUGACAGGACCAGGGAUGGAAUCACCUGAUUCAGAGUGCCAGGACCAGGGAUUGAAUCACCUGAUUCAGAGUGACAGGACCAGGGAUUGAAUCACCUGAUUCAGAGUGACAGGACCAGGGAUGGAAUCACCUGAUUCAGAGUGACAGGACCAGGGAUUGAAUCACCUGAUUCAGAGUGACAGGACCAGGGAUGGAAUCACCUGAUUCAGAGUGACAGGACCAGGGAUGGAAUCACCUGAUUCAGAGUGCCAGGACCAGGGAUGGAAUCACCUGAUUCAGAGUGACAGGACCAGGGAUUGAAUCACCUGAUUCAGAGUGACUGGACCAGGGAUGAAUCACCUGAUUCAGAGUGACAGGACCAGGGAUUGAAUCACCUGAUUCAGAGUGACAGGACCAGGGAUUGAAUCACCUGAUUCAGAGUGACAGGACCAGGGAUUGAAUCACCUGAUUCAGAGUGACAGGACCAGGGAUUGAAUCACCUGAUUCAGAGUGCCAGGACCAGGGAUUGAAUCACCUGAUUCAGAGUGCCAGGACCAGGGAUUGAAUCACCUGAUUCAGAGUGACUGGACCAGGGAUGAAUCACCUGAUUCAGAGUGACAGGACCAGGGAUUGAAUCACCUGAUUCAGAGUGCCAGGACCAGGGAUUGAAUCACCUGAUUCAGAGUGCCAGGACCAGGGAUGGAAUCACCUGAUUCAGAGUGACAGGACCAGGGAUGGAAUCACCUGAUUCAGAGUGACAGGACCAGGGAUUGAAUCACCUGAUUCAGAGUGACAGGACCAGGGAUUGAAUCACCUGAUUCAGAGUGCCAGGACCAGGGAUUGAAUCACCUGAUUCAGAGUGCCAGGACCAGGGAUUGAAUCACCUGAUUCAGAGUGACUGGACCAGGGAUGAAUCACCUGAUUCAGAGUGACAGGACCAGGGAUUGAAUCACCUGAUUCAGAGUGCCAGGACCAGGGAUUGAAUCACCUGAUUCAGAGUGCCAGGACCAGGGAUGGAAUCACCUGAUUCAGAGUGACAGGACCAGGGAUGGAAUCACCUGAUUCAGAGUGACAGGACCAGGGCUUUGAAUCACCUGAUUCAGAGUGCCAGGACCAGGGAUGGAAUCACCUGAUUCAGAGUGACAGGACCAGGGAUGGAAUCACCUGAUUCAGAGUGACAGGACCAGGGAUGGAAUCACCUGAUUCAGAGUGCCAGGACCAGGGAUGGAAUCACCUGAUUCAGAGUGACAGGACCAGGGAUGGAAUCACCUGAUUCAGAGUGACAGGACCAGGGAUUGAAUCACCUGAUUCAGAGUGACAGGACCAGGGAUGGAAUCACCUGAUUCAGAGUGACAGGACCAGGGAUUGAAUCACCUGAUUCAGAGUGCCAGGACCAGGGAUUGAAUCACCUGAUUCAAAGUGCCAGGACCAGGGAUGGAAUCACCUGAUUCAGAGUGACAGGACCAGGGAUGGAAUCACCUGAUUCAGAGUGACAGGACCAGGGCUUGAAUCACCUGAUUCAGAGUGCCAGGACCAGGGAUGGAAUCACCUGAUUCAGAGUGACAGGACCAGGGAUGGAAUCACCUGAUUGAGAGUGCCAGGACCAGGGAUGGAAUCACCUGAUUCAGAGUGACAGGACCAGGGAUUGAAUCACCUGAUUCAGAGUGACAGGACCAGGGAUUGAAUCACCUGAUUCAGAGUGCCAGGACCAGGGAUUGAAUCACCUGAUUCAGAGUGCCAGGACCAGGGAUGGGAAUCACCUGAUUCAGAGUGACAUGACCAGGGAUUGAAUCACCUGAUUCAGAGUGACAGGACCAGGGAUUGAAUCACCUGAUUCAGAGUGCCAGGACCAGGGAUGGAAUCACCUGAUUCAGAGUGACAGGACCAGGGAUUGAAUCACCUGAUUCAGAGUGCCAGGACCAGGGAUGGAAUCACCUGAUUCAGAGUGACAGGACCAGGGAUUGAAUCACCUGAUUCAGAGUGCCAGGACCAGGGAUUAAAUCACCUGAUUCAGAGUGCCAGGACCAGGGAUUGAAUCACCUGAUUCAGAGUGACAGGACCAGGGAUUGAAUCACCUGAUUCAGAGUGCCAGGACCAGGGAUUGAAUCACCUGAUUCAGAGUGCCAGGACCAGGGAUUGAAUCACCUGAUUCAGAGUGACUGGACCAGGGAUGAAUCACCUGAUUCAGAGUGACAGGACCAGGGAUUGAAUCACCUGAUUCAGAGUGCCAGGACCAGGGAUUGAAUCACCUGAUUCAGAGUGCCAGGACCAGGGAUGGAAUCACCUGAUUCAGAGUGACAGGACCAGGGAUGGAAUCACCUGAUUCAGAGUGACAGGACCAGGGCUUGAAUCACCUGAUUCAGAGUGCCAGGACCAGGGAUGGAAUCACCUGAUUCAGAGUGACAGGACCAGGGAUGGAAUCACCUGAUUCAGAGUGACAGGACCAGGGAUGGAAUCACCUGAUUCAGAGUGCCAGGACCAGGGACGGAAUCACCUGAUUCAGAGUGACAGGACCAGGGAUGGAAUCACCUGAUUCAGAGUGACAGGACCAGGGAUUGAAUCACCUGAUUCAGAGUGACAGGACCAGGGAUGGAAUCACCUGAUUCAGAGUGACAGGACCAGGGAUUGAAUCACCUGAUUCAGAGUGCCAGGACCAGGGAUUGAAUCACCUGAUUCAGAGUGCCAGGACCAGGGAUGGAAUCACCUGAUUCAGAGUGACAGGACCAGGGAUGGAAUCACCUGAUUCAGAGUGCCAGGACCAGGGAUUGAAUCACCUGAUUCAGAGUGACAGGAGAGUGACAGGACCAGGGAUUGAAUCACCUGAUUCAGAGUGACAGGACCAGGGAUGGAAUCACCUGAUUCAGAGUGACAGGACAGGUGUGACAGGACCAGGGCUUGAAUCACCUGAUUCAGAGUGCCAGGACCAGGGAUGGAAUCACCUGAUUCAGAGUGACAGGACCAGGGAUGGAAUCACCUGAUUCAGAGUGCCAGGACCAGGGAUGGAAUCACCUGAUUCAGAGUGACAGGACCAGGGAUGGAAUCACCUGAUUCAGAGUGACAGGACCAGGGAUUGAAUCACCUGAUUCAGAGUGACAGGACCAGGGAUUGAAUCACCUGAUUCAGAGUGACAGGACCAGGGAUUGAAUCACCUGAUUCAGAGUGCCAGGACCAGGGAUUGAAUCACCUGAUUCAGAGUGCCAGGACCAGGGAUUGAAUCACCUGAUUCAGAGUGCUAGAUGUUACAUACUCUGAACAUGUUCUUGUAAAAGCAAUUCCCAUCUAAAUAACAAUAUUAUCUGUGUUCUGACCAUGAUGAAGCUGCGUCCAACUGCUUGUUUUUCUCCAAGAGACCCAUCUCCGGUCCAGCGGCCAUGAUAAACUAAAGAGAGGAUGGGUCGAAGGCCAGAGGGGCAGCCGUCCUUAUCAGAAAAGGCACUGGUUUGCCUCCUCCAAAGUCAUUUCAGAUACUAAUGGCAGAUAUGUUAUAGUGAUGGGGAAACACAGGUUGUUCUGGCUAACCUCUAUGGUCCUAAUUUGGAUGACGCUACAUUUUCCUCUGACCUCAUUGCAACACUUCCCGACCUGAACGCUCAUCAUUUGAUAUUGGGCGGAGAUUUCAAUAGUGUAUUACAUCUAAGUCUAGACAGAUCCAGACCGAAGCCCAAAUCAGGCGCAGUAAUCAACUCAUUUCUAGAAUCCUAUAAUUUGUCUGAUCCAUGGAGGAGGACCAAUCCCACGGCUAAAAUAUACUCCUUUUUUUCUCCAGUCCACCGUUCAUACUCUAGGAUUGACUUUUUCCUGCUGGACAAUAGAAUUCUUCCUUUUGUAACUAAUAGCCAAUAUCACCGCAUAGCCCUGUCCAGCUAGAUAUCCGCUUUCCGGACAGUACUGUCAUAACGCGCGUGGCGACUUGACCCGCUAUCCUGUAGUGCCUUUACAAAAUACAUAUCACCUCACACCGAUGUCUUUUUACAGAUCAACUGCACCCCUGACGUGUCUCAUUCUACUGUGUGGGUGUUGUUAAAAGCAUAUCUAAUUAUUUCAUACACAGCGUAUGACAAACACCGCACUAAACGCUUAUCGGAGCUAUCUCAACUCGUUCUAGAUGUGGACAACAGAUAUGCCUCUUCUGCGACUCCUGAACUCUACAAAGAGAGAUUGCUACACCAAUCGGAAUUUGACAAGCUUUCCUCUAAACAAACGGAGCAGCUUCUGUUUAAAUCGAGGCAGACAUUUCAUGAACAAGGAGAGAAAUCUGGCAAGUUGUUCUCUCACCAGCUUGGACAAGCCGCUGUUAGCAGCACCAUAUCUGAAAUCUGUGUUGCAGCUGAUGUAACUUCUACCGAUCCCAAAGAAAGCAACAAUCAAUUUAAGCAAUUCUACUCUGCUCUUUCCUCUUCAGAGGCUCUUCCUGACACAUCUCGUAUGCAUGCAUUUGCACACACUGUAUAUAUAUUUUCUGUUUUUUUUAUUUUUUGACUUUAUGUUUUGUUUUACCCCAUAUGUAACUCUGUGUUGUUGUUUUUAUCGCACUGCUUUGCUUUAUCUUGGCCAGGUCCCAGUUGUAAAUGAGAACUUGUUCUCAACUGGCUUACCUGGUUAAAUAAAGGUGGAAUAAAUACAAUAAAAAAUGCAUUUCUAGACAUCUGGACAUCCCCGGUCUCAACUCAGAUGAACAAACUAACAUGGAUGCCUCAAUAAGUGAUGAGGAAGCUACUCGGGCAGAGCGGUAAAGCUCCUGGGCCUGAUGGCUUCUCUAUCCUCAGCUCAAUGUACAAGGAAAUCCUUUCUAGUCAGACACUUACCCAGAGACUUACCCAGAGACUUACCCAGACACUUACCCAGAGACUUACCCAGACACUUACCCAGAGACUUACCCAGAGACUUACCCAGACACUUACCCAGACACUUACCCAGACACUUACCCAGACACUUACCCAGACACUUACCCAGAGACUUACCCAGGCGACUAUUUAGGUUUUGCUUAAAAAGGACAAGAAUCCUUUAGACUGUGGCUCAUAACGCCCUAUAACCUUCUUGUGCUGCGAAGGUCCUCUAGCGCCGUUUAGAGACAGUGAUGCCUAAUAUAAUUAACUCUGACCAAACCGGAUUUAUCUCAGGUAGGCAAUCUUUCUAUAAUAUGCGCAGGCUAUUUAAUAUAUAUAAUAAAAUAAUAUAAUAAAUAAUAAUAUGCCAUUUAGCAGACGCUUUUAUCCAAAGCGACUUACAGUCACGCGUGCAUACAUUUUUGUGUAUGGGUGGUCCCGGGGAUCGAACCCACUACCUUGGCGUUACAAGCACCGUGCUCUACCAGCUGAGCUACAGAGGACCACGUUCUUUAUUCUUUAUUCUACCCACUCAACUCCACAGCCAGAGGUCAGAGGUCAGAGGUCGUCAUCUCUCUGGAUGCAGAGAAACCUUUCCACCGGGGUAUCUGGGAAUAUCUAUUUACAGUAGUAGAGCGAUUUGGGUUUGACCUGUCAUUCCUUUCAAGAUUUUGUACUCGUCUCCAGUGGCUUCUGUUCGCACCAAAAAGUUACCUCUAGCCACAGGUUGGCCAGGCAGCUACUUCCCUCUCCACAGGUUGGCCAGGCAGCUACUUCCCUCUCCACAGGUUGGCCAGGCAGCUACUUCCCUCUCCACAGGUUGGCCAGGCAGCUACUUCCCUCUCCACAGGUUGGCCAGGCAGCGGUCUUGUUAUCUCCCUGCAGGCGGAGGAGAGGAUGAAGGAAAUACUAAGUGGAGACAUAACUCACAAGGUGUCCUGAUAUGCAGACCAUCUUCUUCUAUACAUCUCUAACCCUGUGGAUUCUAUACCCUCUCUCUAACCCUGUGGAGUCUAUGCCCUCUCUCUAACCCCGUGGAGUCUAUACCCUCUCUCUAACCCCGUGGAGUCUAUACCCUCUCUCUAACCCUGUGGAGUCUAUACCCUCUCUCUAACCCUGUGGAGUCUAUACCCUCUCUCUAACCCCAUGGAGUCUAUACCCUCUCUCUAACCCUGUGGAGUCUAUACCCUCUCUCUAACCCUGUGGAGUCUAUACCCUCUCUCUAACCCUGUGGAGUCUAUACCCUCUCUCUAACCCCGUGGAGUCUAUACCCUCUCUCUAACCCCGUGGAGUCUAUACCCUCUCUCUAACCCCGUGGAGUCUAUGCCCUCUCUCUAACCCUGUGGAGUCUAUACCCUCUCUCUAACCCUGUGGAGUCUAUACCCUCUCUCUAACCCUGUGGAUUCUAUACCCUCUCUCUAACCCUGUGGAGUCUAUACCCUCUCUCUAACCCUGUGGAGUCUAUACCCUCUCUCUAACCCCGUGGAGUCUAUACCCUCUCUCUAACCCUGUGGAGUCUAUACCCUCUCUCUAACCCCGUGGAGUCUAUACCCUCUCUCUAACCCUGUGGAGUCUAUACCCUAUCUCUUGGACAUGCUCCAAGGUUUUGGGACAUUCUCUGGUUAUAAGUUACAGUGGGGAAAAAAAGUAUUUAGUCAGCCACCAAUUGUGCAAGUUCUCCCACUUAAAAAGAUGAGAGAGGCCUGUAAUUUUCAUCAUAGGUACACGUCAACUCUCCCUCGAUCUGGGGCUCCACGCAAGAUCUCACCCCGUGGGGUCAAAAUGAUCACAAGAACGGUGAGCAAAAAUCCCAGAACCACACGGGGGGACCUAGUGAAUGACCUGCAGAGAGCUGGGACCAAAGUAACAAAGCCUACCAUCAGUAACACACUACGCCGCCAGGGACUCAAAUCCUGCAGUGCCAGACGUGUCCCCCUGCUUAAGCCAGUACAUGUCCAGGCCCGUCUGAAGUUUGCUAGAGUGCAUUUGGAUGAUCCAGAAGAGGAUUGGGAGAAUGUCAUAUGGUCAGAUGAAACCAAAAUAGAACUUUUUGGUAAAAACUCAACUCGUUGUGUUUGGAGGACAAAGAAUGCUGAGUUGCAUCCAAAGAACACCAUACCUACUGUGAAGCAUGGGGGUGGAAACAUCAUGCUUUGGGGCUGUUUUUCUGCAAAGGGACCAGGACGACUGAUCCGUGUAAAGGAAAGAAUGAAUGGGGCCAUGUAUCGUGAGAUUUUGAGUGAAAACCUCCUUCCAUCAGCAAGGGCAUUAAAGAUGAAACGUGGCUGGGUCUUUCAGCAUGACAAUGAUCCCAAACACACCGCCCGGGCAACGAAGGAGUGGCUUCGUAAGAAGCAUUUCAAGGUCCUGGAGUGGCCUAGCCAGUCUCCAGAUCUCAACCCCAUAGAAAAUCUUUGGAGGGAGUUGAAAGUCUGUGUUGCCCAGCAACAGCCCCAAAACAUCACUGCUCUAGAGGAGAUCUGCAUGGAGGAAUGGGCCAAAAUACCAGCAACAGUGUGUGAAAACCUUGUGAAGACUUACAGAAAAAGCCAUAUUAUUCAUAGCUCAUCUGCUGCACAGGAAAAUACAACCUAACAACAUGACUGUGACUUCUAAUGAAUGAUCAGUGGAGUGCAACUACACAGCAGCACCAUCAUCCUCACACAACUGUAUGAACUUGAAUGUAUAUAGCUACAUCCACAAGGCUCAUUGCUAUCAAAAUACCCCCAUAAUCUAUACAGUAGACAUCCAUACAACCACAGCGCAUAUAAGACUAGACACUGGUGGACAUUUACAAUACACAGCUAAAUGUCUGAAAUGAGAUGACAGAAACAGGGUUAACAAGCUGACAGUUGCUAGCUCGCGGUAAACACUUCAAUUAGCAUAACAAAGAGGAGUCCACAUGAAGAGUCAGAAAUAUGAACUCACAUUUCUGAAGGACUGGCCUUGGCUAAAGCAAAGAAUGCUAACUAAAGGGAAUCACAGGCGAUGACUGUAACUUAUCACUUACCUUGUGUACUUUCUCUAGUUUCUUCCUUCUCCUCAGAGAUCGCACAGCACCUGUGGGCGGAGCUACAGCUCUCCUACGAUGAGCUCAUAUUUACUCUCAAUAGUCUUUCUUACUGUUGUGUCAAGUUGACUGGAUGUCCUUUGGGUGGUGGACCAUUCUGGAUGUCCUUUCGGUGGUGGACCAUUCUGGAUGUUCUUUGGGUGGUGGACCAUUCUGGAUGUCCUUUGGGUGGUGGACCAUUCUGGAUGUCCUUUGGGUGGUGGACCAUUCUGGGUGUUCUUUGGGUGGUGGACCAUUCUGGAUGUCCUUUGGGUGGUGGACCAUUCUGGAUGUCCUUUGGGUGGUGGACCAUUCUGGAUGUCCUUUGGGUGGUGGACCAUUCUGGAUGUCCUUUGGGUGGUGGACCAUUCUGGAUGUCCUUUGGGUGGUGGACCAUUCUGGAUGUCCUUUGGGUGGUGGACCAUUCUGGAUGUCCUUUGGGUGGUGGACCAUUCUGGAUGUCCUUUGGGUGGUGGACCAUUCUUGAUACACACAGGAAACUGUUGAGCGUGAAAACCCCAGCAGUGUUGCAGUUCUUGAGACAAACCGGUGCACCUGGCACCUACUACCAUACCCCCGUUCAAAGGCACUUCAAUAUUUUGUCUUGCCCAUUCACCCUCUGAAUGUCACACGUACACAAUCCAUGUCUCAAUUGUCUCAAGGCUUAAACAUCCUUCUUUAACCUGUCUCCUCCCCUUCAUCUACACUGAUUGAGGUGGAUUUAACAAGUGACAUCAAUAAGGGAUCCAUAGCUUUCACCUGGAUUCUCCUGGUCAGUCUGUCAUGGAAAGAGCAGGUGUUCUUAAUGUUUUGUACACUCAGUAUAAACAUUUACAUUUACAUUUACGUCAUUUAGCAGACGCUCUUAUCCAGAACGACUUACAAAUUGGUGCAUUCACCUUAUAGCCAGUGGGAUAACCACUUUACAAUAUGUUUAUUUUUUAAAUAUUUUUUUUGGGGGGUGGGGUAAGGGGGGGUAGAAGGAUUACUUUAUCCUAUCCCAGGUAUUCCUUAAAGAGGUAGGGUUUCAAGUGUCUCCGGAAGGUGGUGAGCGACUCCGCUGUCCUGGCGUCGUGAGGGAGCUUGUUCCACCAUUGGGGUGCCAGAGCAGCGAACAGUUUUGACUGGGCUGAGCAGGAACUGUGCUUCUGCAGAGGUAGGGGGGCCAGCAGGCCAGAGGUGGAUGAACGCAAUGCCCUCGUUUGGGUGUAGGGACUGAUCAGAGCCUGAAGGUACGGAGGUGCCGUUCCCCUCACAGCUCCGUAGGCAAGCACCAUGGUCUUGUAGCAGAUGCGAGCUUCAACUGGAAGCCAGUGGAGUGUGCGGAGGAGCGGGGUGACGUGAGAGAACUUGGGAAGGUUGAACACCAGACGGGCUGCUGCAUUCUGGAUGAGUUGUAGGGGUUUAAUGGCACAGGCAGGGAGCCCAGCCAACAGCGAGUUGCAGUAAUCCAGACGGGAGAUGACAAGUGCCUGGAUUAGGACCUGUGCCGCUUCCUGUGUAAGGCAGGGUCGUACUCUCCGAAUGUUGUAGAGCAUGAACCUACAUUCAAAAGGCCAAAGGACUAAGAAACUGACCCCUUUUAUGGCAAUGGCAGAGAAGUGCAAUGUUUCAUAAAUAUUUCUAUAAAGCUUCCAGUGUGUUAAGGUCAUGAGAUCAAGCCAUGUUUGCUAUACUUCUCAUUCCAAGAGAACCCUCCCCAAGAGAACCCUCCCCAAGAGAACCCUCCCCAGCCAAUGGUGCCCAAAUGCUGGAUCGAUGAUUAAUCACAGAAUUGUGCUUUUAGGGACAAAAAUGUAAUCAAUCAGAACUAUUUGGUAAUAUCCUGAAUAGACUUGGGGACUAUUGUUUCUUGAAAUACAUUUCUGUAUAAUAACUACAAAAGUAGGUGAAGGGAAUUUAAUUACAUUUUUCAUUAAUUUACUUAUGUUCAAAGUUCCACAACAUUACCAGGGUCAGACCAUUGGACAGUCAGACCAUUGGACAGUCAGACCAUUGGACAGUCAGACCAUUGGACAGUCAGACCAUUGGACAGUCAGACCAUUGGACAGUCAGACCAUUGGACAGUCAGACCAUUGGACAGUCAGACCAUUGGACAGUCAGACCAUUGGACAGUCAGACCAUUGGACAGUCAGACCAUUGGACAGUCAGACCAUUGGACAGUCAGACCAUUGGACAGUCAGACCAUUGGACAGUCAGACCAUUGGACAGUCAGACCAUUGGACAACAGACCAUUGGAAAAUGGUCACGUUUAGUUCAAAAUUGCAAGAAAACAAAUGAUACACUGCAUGAAUUUACUUAUUAUCCAAGUUUUAAAAAACAAAGCUUUUAGUUUUGUAUCACAAUUUUAGCCAAUUUAAGUUAAAUCAUAUUUGUGUUUGCCAUCAUGGACAAAAAAAGUCAUGUCAACUACUCAAUAUACAGUACAUUUCGUAUUGCACUUUUAUAUGAAAUGACAUUUAAUGAUACCUGUUAGAUGCCCAUGCUAUAGAGGUUGGCCAGCCAGACCAUUUAAUGAUACCUGUUAGAUGCCCAUGCUAUAGAGGUUGGCCAGCCAGACCAUUUAAUGAUACCUGUUAGAUGCCCAUGCUAUAGAGGUUGGCCAGCCAGACCAUUUAAUGAUACCUGUUAGAUGCCCAUGCUAUAGAGGUUGUACUGAUCCAGACCAUUUAAUGAUACCUGUUAGAUGCCCAUGCUAUAGAGGUUGGCCAGCCAGACCAUUUAAUGAUACCGGUUAGAUGCCCAUGCUAUAGAGGUUGUACUGAUCCAGACAGUGGGGCCCAUGCUAUAGAGGUUGUACUGAUCCAGACAGUGGGGCCCAUGCUAUAGAGGUUGUACUGAUCCAGACAGUGGGGCCCAUGCUAUAGAGGUUGUACUGAUCCAGACAGUGGGGCCCAUGCUAUAGAGGUUGUACUGAUCCAGACAGUGGGGCCCAUGCUAUAGAGGUUGUACUGAUCCAGACAGUGGGGCCCAUGCUAUAGAGGUUGUACUGAUCCAGACAGUGGGGCCCAUGCUAUAGAGGUUGUACUGAUCCAGACAGUGGGGCAGUAUGUGGGUACUGCAUGUAUGCAGUCAGAGGUUGGUAAUGACUGACUGGGCUUUUGAUUGGGGCUUGUUUAGAAUGGAAUCCUCCUAUAGCCUUGAUGACAAAGCCUCAACACAUCCUGUUGAUCUUUGGUACAUUUUUCAUGUAGAUAAUAAAUCAAAUGUCUAAGACCAUGUCGAUCUUUCUUACCUGUUGUAUAUUAGUAUUAAAUAUAAGCCAUUUUCUUUUUGGCUCCUACAGAAACCUCACGUUUCAAAAUUCUGAUAUGUUUUUUUUGUAUAAUUAGAAAAUACAUUAAAAAAUCUAAUUAAAAUCUACUAGGCCUACAUUAUUAGCGAACAAUUACCUAAAAGUGUGUUCGUGUAUUACAGUGUUACAAAAGCAUCAGUUUUGUAACAGCUUACCUUCAGCCUGUGUGUUAUAAAACGUGAAGCAGCCAGCGCGUGGAGCCAGCCACAAUAAGGAUUAGCCACAAUAGUGGAAGUUGCAGUUCGCCUUCAAGAUAAAGGUCUCUCAAUGAAACUGAAUCCAAACUGAUCCAACGAGUGGAAUGAUGCCAUAUUUGGACUAGAUAAUGAUAAACAAAGUUGGAAUGUUGUUAUACAAUAAUGAAAACAUUUGAUAAUAAACUGUAAAAAAAUUAAUUAUUAAAUGUUCAAUCUCACUGUGAAUGUAUUAGACCAUACACACUGAGUGGACAAAACAUUAAGAACACCUGCUAUAUCUAUGACUUAGAUUGACCAGGUGAAUCCAGCUGAAAGCUCUGAUCCCUUAUUGAUGUCACUUGUUAAAUCCACUUCAAUAAGCCUUGAGACAAUUGAGACAUGGAUUGUGUCUGUGUGCCAUUCAGAGGGAAAGACAAAAAGAUUGAAGUGCCUUUGAAUGGGGUAUGGUAGUAGGUGCCAGAUGCACUAGUUUGAGUGUGUCAAGAACUGCAACGCUGCUGGGUUUUUCAUGCUCAACAGUUUCCCGUGUGUUUCAAGAAUGGUCCAUCACCCAAAGGACAUCCAGCCAACUUGACACAACUGUGGGAAGCAUUGGAGUCAACAUGGGCCAGCAUGGGCCAGCAUCCCUGUGGAAUGGGCCAGCAUCCCUGUGGAAUGGGCCAGCAUCCCUGUGGAAUGGGCCAGCAUCCCUGUGGAAUGGGCCAGCAUCCCUGUGGAACGCUGGCCACAAAGAGUCUACACAAAUGUUAGCGUCGUUAUUAUUGCAGAACUUUGACUGUGGCAAAUCACCUCCCCAGUCAGUCUGUUGUGUGUGUUGGACAUCCAUAUUGGACUGUACAGCCUUACCUGAGGAGUGGGCACCAUGAAACGGAGUAUCAGCCUACUCAGUGACACCCACAGAACACAACUGUGUAGAGUUUACAUAAGAGCUGUGACACUAAUAUCUGUGUAAACUCUACACAGUUGUGUUCUGUGGGUGUCACUGAGUGGGCUGUUACUCCGUUUCAUGGUGCCCACUCCUCAGGUAAGACUGUACAGUCCAAUAUGGAUGUCCAACACACACGAUAGAGUAUACAUGCCCCCAAUUCAAUUCUGCAGUCUAAUACAUCCAGUAGGAUUUGAACUAUUUUUACUGUUUGUCAAAUUGAUUUAUUUUAAAGUUAUAUAAUAACAUUCCAAACUUCUUUAGCUGCUUCAGUGUAAUGAGAUAUUUCUGUCAGAUGUUACUAUGGUAUACUGAAGUGUAAUUACAAGCAUUCCAUAAGUGUCAAAGGCUUUUAUUGACAAUUACAUUAAGUUUAUGCAAAGAGUCAAUAUUUGCAGUGUUGACCCUUCUUUUUCAAGACCUCUGCAAUCCGCCCUGGCAUGCUGUCAAUUAACUUCUGGGCCACAUCCUGACUGAUGGCAGCCCAUUCUUGCAUAAUCAAUGCUUGGAGUUUUUCAGAAUUUGUGGGUUUUUGUUUGUCCACCCGCCUCUUGAGGAUUGACCACAAGUUCUCAAUGGGAUUAAGGUCUGGGGAGUUUCCUGGCCAUGGACCCAACGUUUCGAUGUUUUGUUCCCCGAGCCACUUAGUUAUCACUUUUGCCUUAUGGCAAGGUGUUCCAUCAUGCUGGAAAAGGCAUUGGUCGUCACCAAACUGUUCUUGGAUGGUUGGGAGAAGUUGCUCUCGGAGGAUGUGUUGAGAAUGACUUUACCCCAGUCCUCAGCAGUCCAAUCCCUGUACCUUUUGCAGAAUAUCAGUCUGUCCCUGAUGUUUUUCCUGGAGAGAAGUGGCUUCUUUGCUGCCCUUCUUGACACCAAGCCAUCCUCCAAAAGUCUUUGCCUCACUGUGCGUGCAGAUGCACUCACACCUGCCUGCUGCCAUUCCUGAGCAAGCUCUGCACUGGCGUUGCCCCGACCCCGCAGCUGAAUCAAAUUUAGGAGAUGGUCCUGGCGCUUGCUGGACUUUCUUGGGCGCCCUGACGCCUUCUUCACAACAAUUGAACCUCUCUCCUUGAAGUUCUUGAUGAUCCGAUAAAUGGUUUAUUUAUGUGCAAUCUUACUAGCAGCAAUAUCCUUGCCUGUGAAGCCCUUUUUGUGCAAAGCAAUGAUGACGGCACGUGUUUCCUUGCAGGUAACCAUGGUUAACAGAGGAAGAACAAUGAUUUCAAGCACCACCCUCCUUUUAAAGCUUCCAGUCUGUUAUUCUAACUCAAUCAGCAUGACAGAGUGAUCUCCUGCCUUGUCCUCGUCAACACUCUCACCUGUGUUAACGAGAGAAUCACUGACAUGAUGGCAGCUGGUCCUUUUGUGGCAGGGCUGAAAUGCAGUGGAAAUGUUUUUUGGGGAUUAAGUUCAUUUUCAUGACAAAGAGGGACUUUGCAAUUAAUUGCAAUUCAUCUGAUCACUCUUCAUGACAUUCUGGAGUAUAUGCAAAUUGCCAUCAACAAAACUGAGGACUUUGUGAAAAUUAGUAUUUGUGUCAUUCUCUAAACUUUUGACCACGACUGUAGUGCAAAUAUGGCAUUAUUCCACUAUUUGUAUUCGGUUGGGUCAGUUUGAAUGGGCAACUUUUAUUUUGAAGCCACACCACACAUUCCGCUAUUGUGGCUAAUCGUUAUUGUGGCUAGCUUCACACAAGUCAGCCCAGCUGUGUUUGCAAGCGGCUACAUAACCACGUCCGGAGAGUCGUGCAUCAACUAAUCUACUAUCGCAAACGUGUUUAGCUGUAGAAUAUGUCUACCUCACGGACAGUCAUAUGUUUGCUGAGAAAUGACUUGCGUCUUCACGACAAUGAGGUAAGAUGAUUCUACAUUGGAUGAGAAAUGUGUCUAGUAGUCUUGGAACAAAAUUAUUCCAAAAUGUGUAGCACUGACUUCGCCAUGUUCCACGUGAUACAAUGUUGCACUUUAUCUUCACUAAUGUAAAGUGUCUUUGGUUUUAUCGUGCAUUCUCUGAUCAUUUUAUUUAUUCUCAUCCGACACCAAUAAACAAAGAAAAAACGUCAAAAAUAUUAUUGUGUGGCAUAAUGGCGGUCCGCAAACAAACGUAAUGCCGGGCAUACACUACACGAUUUCGCGGGCGCAGACGAAUUGUCAUACUCGGGGUGAAACUUGGGCUAGAAAUAGUCGCCUUGCUACCCAAACUGCCUACUCCGGCCCCCAAACUGCCUACUCCGGCCCCCAAACUGCCUACUCCGGCCCCCCAAACUGCCUACUCCGGCCCCCAAACUGCCUACUCCGGCCCCCAAACUGCCUACUCCGGCCCCCAAACUGCUUACUCCGGCCUAACCAAACAUAGCAGGCGUAAAAUAAACGCCUGAAACUAGAUCCCCUACACACUGGUCUUGGAAGAAGAAAAAUGCUUUGCUCUCGGGGAGGUUCUCUUCUGCACUCUUCAACCAAUUCAGUAAAGGUGGAGGAGCUCAAUUGGCGCUUGUAACGCCAGGAUAGUGGGUUCGAUCCCCGGGAACACCCAUAUGUAAAAAUGUAUGCACACAUGACUGUAAGUCGCUUUGGAUAAAAGCGUCUGCUAAAUGGCAUAUUAUUAUUAUAAUUAUUAUUAUUAUUAUUACAAAACUUUUUAGGAGCAGUCGAAACCAUGCUUCUAAAACGGAACCCUAUAAUUAUACAUUUUCAGUUACAAAAAUUCCUAUUGUUUAUUUUUGAUUAAAAGUAUUGAUGAUGGGCUUCAUGCGUUGUAUGUGUGUGCUGUGACUGUCACCCUGAUAUUGACUACUAGGUAGCUACUUCCCACGCCGUGGCCGCUGCUUGUCAAGCGGGAGUGAAGGGCACUAUUCUAGGUAGCUACUUCCCACGCCGUGGCCGCUGCAUGUCAAGCGGGAGUGAAGGGCACUAUUCUAGGUAGCUACUUCCCACGCCGUGGCCGCUGCUUGUCAAGCGGGAGUGAAGGGCACUAUUCUAGGUAGCUACUUCCCACGCCGUGGCCGCUGCUUGUCAAGCGGGAGUGAAGGGCACUUUUCUAGGUAGCUACUUCCCACGCCGUGGCCGCUGCUUGUCAAGCGGGAGUGAAGGGCACUUUUCUAGGUAGCUACUUCCCACGCCGUGGCCGCUGCAUGUCAAGCGGGAGUGAAGGGCACUAUUCUAGGUAGCUACUUCCCACGCCGUGGCCGCUGCUUGUCAAGCGGAGUGAAGGGCACUAUUCUAGGUAGCUACUUCCCACGCCGUGCCCGCUGCUUGUCAAGCGGGAGUGAAGGGCACUAUUCUAGGUAGCUACUUCCCACGCCGUUGCCGCUGCUUGUCAAGCGGGAGUGAAGGGCACUAUUCUAGGUAGCUACUUCCCACGCCGUGGCCGCUGCUUGUCAAGCGGGAGUGAAGGGCACUAUUCUAGGUAGCUACUUGCCACGCCGUGGCCGCUGCUUGUCAAGCGGGACUGAAGGGCACUAUUCUAGGUAGCUACUUCCCACGCUGUGGCCGCUGCUUGUCAAGCGGGAGUGAAGGGCACUAUUCUAGGUAGCUACUUCCCACGCCGUGGCCGCUGCUUGUCAAGCGGGAGUGAAGGGCACUAUUCUAGGUAGCUACUUCCCACGCCGUUGCCGCUGCUUGUCAAGCGGGAGUGAAGGGCACUAUUCUAGGUAGCUACUUCCCACGCCGUGGCCGCUGCUUGUCAAGCGGGAGUGAAGGGCACUAUUCUAGGUAGCUACUUCCCACGCCGUGGCCGCUGCUUGUCAAGCGGGAGUGAAGGGCACUAUUCUAGGUAGCUACUUCCCACGCCGUUGCCGCUGCUUGUCAAGCGGGAGUGAAGGGCACUAUUCUAGGUAGCUACUUCCCACGCCGUGGCCGCUGCUUGUCAAGAAGAAAAAUUAGAAUAUUUGUAAAACAUUCAUGAAAAAUAAAACACAAAUAUAUCUUGAUUAGAUAAGUAUUGGUUGUUGAUCAUUGCUAGACAGACAUUUUCAGGUCUUGCCAUAUAUUCUCAAGCAGAUUUAAGUCAAAACUAACUUGGCCACUCAACAUUCACUGUCUUCUUGGUAAGCAACUCCAGUGUAGAUUUGGUCUUGUGUUUUAAGUUAUUGUCCUGCUGAAAGGUAUUUGUAUUUAUUAUGGCUACUCUUCCUGGGGUUUAUUAUGGAUCCCCAUUAGUUCCUGCCAAGGCAGCAGAUACUCUUCCUGUGGUUUAUUAUGGAUCCCCAUUAGUUCCUGCCAAGGCAGCAGCUACUCUUCCUGGGGUUUAUUAUGGAUCCCCAUUAGUUCCUGCCAAGGCAGCAGCUACUCUUCCUGGGGUUUAUUAUGGAUCCCCAUUAGUUCCUGCCAAGGCAGCAGCUACUCUUCCUGGGGUUUAUUAUGGAUCCCCAUUAGUUCCUGCCAAGGCAGCAGCUACUCUUCCUGGGGUUUAUUAUGGAUCUCCAUUAGUUUCCUGCCAAGGCAGCAGCUACUCUUCCUGGGGUUUAUUAUGGAUCCCCAUUAGUUCCUGCCAAGGCAGCAGCUACUCUUCCUGGGGUUUAUUAUGGAUCCCCAUUAGUUCCUGCCAAGGCAGCAGCUACUCUUCCUGGGGUUUAUUAUGGAUCUCCAUUAGUUCCUGCCAAGGCAGCAGCUACUCUUCCUGGGGUUUAUUAUGGAUCCCCAUUAGUUCCUGCCAAGGCAGCAGCUACUCUUCCUGGGGUUUAUUAUGGAUCCCCAUUAGUUCCUGCCAAGGCAGCAGCUACUCUUCCUGGGGUUUAUUAUGGAUCCCCAUUAGUUCCUGCCAAGGCAGCAGCUACUCUUCCUGGGGUUUAUUAUGGAUCCCCAUUAGUUCCUGCCAAGGCAGCAGCUACUCUUCCUGGGGUUUAUUAUGGAUCACCAUUAGUUCCUGCCAAGGCAGCAGCUACUCUUCCUGGGGUUUAUUAUGGAUCCCCAUUAGUUCCUGCCAAGGCAGCAGCUACUCUUCCUGGGGUUUAUUAUGGAUCCCAUUAGUUCCUGCCAAGGCAGCAGCUACUCUUCCUGGGGUUUAUUAUGGAUCCCCAUUAGUUCCUGCCAAGGCAGCAGCUACUCUUCCUGGGGUUUAUUAUGGCUCCCCAUUAGUUCCUGCCAAGGCAGCAGCUACUCUUCCUGGGGUUUAUUAUGGAUCCCCAGUAGUUCCUGCCAAGGCAGCAGCUACUCUUCCUGGGGUCUAGCAAAAUUAAGGCAGUUAUACAUUUUAAAAACAUUAUAAUACAUUCAUAACAGAUUUCACAACAUAUUAAGUGUGUGCCCUCAGGCCCUUACUCCAAUACCACAUACAGUGGGGAGAACAAGUAUUUGAUACACUGCCGAUUUUGCAGGUUUUCCUACUUACAAAGCAUGUAGAGGUCUGUAAUUUUUAUCAUAGGUACACUUCAACUGUGAGAGACGGAAUCUAAAACAAAAAUCCAGAAAAUCACAUUGUAUGAUUUUUAAGUAAUUCAUUUGCAUUUUAUUGCAUGCCAUAAGUAUAUACUGAGAUCAUGUGACAGAUCAUGUGACACUUAGAUUGCACACAGGUGGACUUUAUUUAACUAAUUAUGUGACUUCUGAAGGUAAUUGGUUGCACCAGAUCUUAUUUAGGGGCAUCAUAGCAAAGGGGGUGAAUACAUAUGCACGCACCACUUUUCUGUGAUUAAUUUCUAGAUUUAUUUUUAACAAGUAAUUUUUUUCAUUUCACUUCACCAAUUUGGACUAUUUUGUGUCCAUUACAUGAAAUCCAAAUAAAAAUCAAUUUAAAUUACAGGUUGUAAUGCAACAAAAUAGGAAAAAUGCCAAGGGGGAUGAAUACUUUUGCAAGGCACUGUAUUUGUUCUCUUGCCAGCCCAAUCACACUCCUCUACAUUUCUCCCUCUACUCUAUGGUAACCCCUGUGUUAUCCAGGUGUUUCACUGGGCCCAGAGGAAUGCUGAACACAUCGUUCCCCUGUACUGUUUCGACCCUGGUCAUUACCUAGGGACAGCGAACUACAACCUGCCCCGUACCGGCCCCUUCCGUCUGCGCUUCCUUCUGGACAGCAUCCAGGACCUCAGGACCAGUCUGAUACAGAGGGGCAGGUGAGAGGAGCUGCUCUAGCCAUACACAUGUUGUAUACCAUAACCACACCAUAACCAUACCAUAUCACACCAUAACCAUACCAUAACCACACCAUAACCACACCAUAACCAUACUGUACCAUAACCACGCCAUAACCCCACCAUAACCACACCAUACCAUAACCAUACCAUAACCACACCAUAACCAUACUGUACCAUAACCCCGCCAUAACCCCACCAUAACCCCACCAUAACCAUACCAUAACCAUACCAUAACCGUACCAUAACCACACCAUAACCACACCAUAACCGUACCAUACCACACCAUAACCACACCAUAACCACACCAUAACCGUACCAUAUCACACCAUAACCAUACCAUAACCACACCAUAACCAUACUGUACCAUAACCACGCCGUAACCCCACCAUAACCACACCAUAACCAUACCAUAACCAUACCAUAACCGUACCAUAUCACACCAUAACCACACCAUAACCGUACCAUACCACACCAUAACCACACCAUAACCACACCAUAACCGUACCAUAUCACACCAUAACCAUACCAUAACCAUACCAUACCGUACCACACUAACAUACCAUAAUGUACCACCUAUAACCUACCAUAACGUACCACAACUAUCACCCAUAAAUCACUAUACACUACCAUAACGUACCACACUAAUAACCAUACCAUAACGUACCACACAUAUAACCAUACCAUAAACGUACACACAUAACCACAUACCAUAACGUACCAACCAUACCAUAACUUACCACACUAUAACAACCAUAAUACCACACAUACAUACCAUAACGACCACACUAUACCAUACCAUACGACCACACAUAACCAUACCACACGUAAACCAUAACACCAUAACGUACCACACAUACCAACCUAACCCCCAUAACCGUACACUAUCACACAACCAAACGUACCACACUAUAACCAUACCAUAACCACACACCACUAUAACAUACCAUAAUACCACACUAUAACCAUACCUAGACUAACCUACCAUAUAACCAUAACCAUAACGUACCACACUAUACCAUACCAUACAAUGUAACACUAUAACAUACAUAAUGACCCACUAUAACUACCAUAAGUACACACCCUACCAUAACCAUACCAUAACGUACCACACUAUAACCAUACAUAACCUACCACAAUAACCAUACCAUAACCGUACCACACUAUAACCAUACCAUAAUACCUACACAUAAACCAUACCAUAAUGUCCACACAUAACAUCAUACCGUAUCACACACAUAACCACCACUACCACACCUAAUAACCAUCAUAAAGACCCACACUAUAACCAUACCAUAACGUACCACACUAUAACCACCAUAACUGUAUACCACAACAUAACCAUACCCAUAACAUACAACCAUAUAACCAUACCAUAAUGUCCACACUAUAACACCAUAAGACACACUAUAACCAUACCACUAAUAGUCCACACUAUAACCAUACCAUAACGUAACCAACCAUAAUACCAAACGUACUACACCAUACCAUACACGUACCACACUAGAACCACCAUAUACCACACAAACCAUACAUAACUACCACACUACUACCAUAACGUACCACACUAAACCAUACCAUAACGACCACCAUACCAACCAUAACGUACCACACUAUAACCAUAACCAUAACGUACCACACAUAAACCAACCAAACGUACCACACAAACCAACCAACGUACCACAAACCAACCAAACGACCACACCAUACAUACCAUAACGUACCAACCACCACCAUAACUACCACACACAACCAUACCAGUCACCACAAACCAACCACCAACAACCAUAACCCACCAUAACCACCCAUAACGUACCCACUAACCACACAUAACCACACUAUACACCAUACCAUACCCCACCAUACACCAUAAGUACCACACUAAACUACCAUAACCCACCAUAACCAUAACGUCACCACACAUACCAUACCAUAACGUACCACUACUAACCAUACUACCUAACUACCCACUAUAACCAUACCAUAACGUACCACACUAACCUACCAUAAAACGUACCACCUAUACCAUCCAUAGUACCACACUAUAACACCUACCAUAACGUACCCACUAUACCAUACCAUAACGUACUUCACACAUAACCUACCAUACACCCACCAUACCAUAAGUACCACACUACAACCAUCAAUACCCACCACACUAUAACCAUACCAUACUACCACACUAAACCAUACCAUAUGUACCACACUAUAACCCAUACCAUAACGACCACACUAUAACCAUACCAUAAGUACCACACUAUAACAUACCAUAACUACCACACUAUAACCAUACCUAACGUACCACACUAUAACACCCAAAGUACCACACUAACCAUACCAUAACGUACCACACUUAAACAUACCAUAACGUACCACACUAAACCAUAAACGUACCACACUAUAACCCAUACCAUAACGUACCACACUAUAACAUACCAUAACGUACCACCUAUAAACAUACCAUACGUCCACACUAAACCAUACCAUAAGUACCACCUAUAACAUACCAUAAACGUACCACACUAUAACCAUACCAUAACGUACCACACAAACCAUACCCAUAACGUACCCACACUAUAACCAUACCAUAACGUACCACACAUACCUAACCAAACGUACCACUAAACCAUACCAUACCGUACCACAUAUAACCAUACCGUACCACACUAAAACUACCAUAACGUACCACACUAUAACCAUACCAUAACACCACUAACCAACCAAACGUACCACACAAACCAAAACGUACCACACUAUCCACGCACCACGCCCAUACCACAAACGACACCACUAAACAACAUCAGACCACCAAACCAUCACCAUAACGACCUAACCCAUAUCCACACUUAACAUACCAUAGUACCACACUUACAUACCAUAACGUACCACACUAUAACCAUACCAUAACGUACCACCUAUAACCAACCAUAACGUACCACAUAUAACAUACCAUAACUACCACACUAUAACCAUACCAUACGUACCACACAUAACCACCAUAACACCAUAUAACCGUACCAUAUCACCACCAUAACCAUACCAUAACCGUACCAACUUAACACACCAUAAGUACCACAACUAAACCGUACCAACUAUCACCACCAUAACACACCAUAACCACACUAACCUAACCACAUCCAUACUGUACCACACACCAUAACCGAACCAACUACACACCAUAACCACACCAUAACGUACCAACACACCAUAACCAUACCAUAACGUACCACACCUAUAACCGUACCAUAACCACACCUAACCAUACCAUAACGUACCACACACAACAUCACACCAAUACCACCAUACCACACCAUAACCGUACCCACAAGAAUCCAUACCGUACCAUACACACCAUAACCAUACAUACACCCAUACCACACACAAAGUAUCCUAACCAUACCAUAACGUACCAAACAUACCACAUAACCAUACCAUAACUACCACCACUAUAACCAUACCAUAACGUACCCACACUAUAACCAACCAUAACGUACCAACACUAUAACCAUACCAUAACGUACCACACUAUACCAUACCAUAACGUCCACACUAAUAACAUACCAUAACGUACCACACUAUAACCAUACCAUAACGUAUCACACUAUAACAUACCAUAACGUACCACACUAUAACAUACCAUAAUGUACCACACUAUAACAUACCAUAACAUACCACACUAUAACAUACCAUAAUGUACCACACUAUAACAUACCAUAACGUACCACACUAUAACAUACCAUAAUGUACCACACUAUAACAUACCAUAACGUACCACACUAUAACCAUACCAUAAUGUACCACACUAUAACAUACCAUAAUGUACCACACUAUAACAUACCAUAACGUACCACACUAUAACAUUCCAUAACGUACCACACUAUAACCAUACCAUAACGUACCACACUAUAACCAUACCAUAACGUACCACACUAUAACCAUACCAUAACGUACCACACUAUAACCAUACCAUAACGUAUCUAACCAUACCAUAAUGUACCACACUAUAACAUACCAUAACGUACCACACUAUAACAUACCAUAACGUACCACACUAUAACCAUACCAUAACGUACCAUACAUAACGUACCACACUAUAACCAUACCAUAACGUACCACACUAUAACCAUACCAUAACGUACCACACUAUAACCAUACCAUAAUGUACCACACUAUAACAUACCAUAAUGUACCACACUAUAACAUACCAUAAUGUACCACACUAUAACAUACCAUAACGUACCACACUAUAACCAUACCAUAACGUACCACACUAUAACCAUACCAAAACGUAUCUAACCAUACCAUAAUGUACCACACUAUAACAUACCAUAACGUACCACACUAUAACCAUACCAUAACGUACCACACUAUAACCAUACCAUAACGUACCACACUAUAACCAUACCAUAACGUACCACACUAUAACAUACCAUAAUGUACCACACUAUAACCAUACCAUAACGUACCACACUAUAACAUACCAUAACGUACCACACUAUAACAUACCAUAACGUACCACACUAUAACCAUACCAUAAAGUACCACACUAUAACCAUACCAUAACGUACCACACUAUAACCAUACCAAAACGUAUCUAACCAUACCAUAAUGUACCACACUAUAACAUACCAUAACGUACCACACUAUAACCAUACCAUAACGUACCACACUAUAACCAUACCAUAACGUACCACACUAUAACCAUACCAUAACGUACCACACUAUAACCAUACCAUAACGUACCACACUAUAACAUACCAUAACAUACCACACUAUAACAUACCAUAACGUACCACACUAUAACAUACCAUAACGAACCAUACCAUAAAGUACCACACUAUAACCAUACCAUAACGUACCACACUAUAACCAUACCAUAACGUACCACACUAUAACAUACCAUAACGUACCACACUAUAACAUACCAUAACGUACCACACUAUAACGUACCAUACCAUAACGUACCACACUAUAACCAUACCAUAACGUACCACACUAUAACAAUACCAUAACGUACCACACUAUAACCAUACCAUAACGUACCACACUAUAACAUACCAUAACGUACCACACUAUAACAUACCAUAACGUACCACACUAUAACAUACCAUAAUGUACCACACUAUAACCAUACCAUAAUGUACCACACUAUAACCAUACCAUAAUGUACCACACUAUAACCAUACCAUAACGUACCACACUAUAACCAUACCAUAACGUACCAUACCAUAACGUACCAUACUAUAACCAUACCAUAGCGUACCAUAACUAUACUAUAACGUACCAUUCCAUAACCGUACCAUACCACACCAUAACCAUAAUGUACCAUACAACACCAUACCUUAGCAUAACGUACCACACCAUAUUGAUAACAUACCGCAACAUAACUGUACCAUACCCUACCACACCAUUACUUUGAGGUCAGUCAGUUAUUAUAUAGUGUUACAUAGAACCAGCCAGUGUUAUUAUUACUAACAGGGUUUCUUGUAGCGGUCUUCCAGAGAUCAGGCUUGCUGAUUCAGUGCCUCUUUUGAUAUCCCUGUUGAAGACACAUUUUUAUAUAGAUUAUUUUAAUGUAUGAUUUCAAUUAGCUAUCUUUUUUUCAUUUCUCCUUCCUCUUGUUUUUGUUUCUUUGAAAAGCGCUAUACAUUAAUGUUUACAUUAACGGAGCCGUCAUCACAUUCUGUUCUGUUUCCACUAUUCAGUGAGAGAGGGAAAUGAUUAAUCCACUACCCAGGAUGCAGCUUGAUGCUCUCAGACAGUGUUAACUGGGGCCACUGUGUUUGUGUGUUUGUGUGUGUGUUCUUCCAGCACCCUGGUGGUGAGACGGGGCAGGCCAGAGGAGGUGGUUAGUGACCUCAUUAAGCAGCUAGGUUCUGUUAGCGCUGUGGCCUUCCAUGAAGAGGUUAGUAAUCUAGUACACUACAUAUUAACGCUCUUAUGUAUCACGCUAUAGCAAUAUAAUGGCUAUCAAUAUGUAUCUUUCCCACCACUAUAGAUACUGUACCUAUUAACGCUCUUAUUUAUCACGCUAUAGCAAUAUAAUAGCUAUCUAUAUGUAUCUUACUCACCACUAUAGAUACUGUACACUACCGUUGAAAAGUUUGGGGUCACUUAGAAAUUUCCUUGUUUUCGAAAGAAAAUCAAAUUUUUGGUCCAUUUAAAAUAACAUCAAAUUGAUCGGAAAUACAGUGUAGACAUUGUUAAUGUUGUAAAUGUCUAUUGUAGCUGGAAACAGCUGAUUUUUAAUGGAAUAUCUACAUAGGCAUACAGAGGCCCAUUAUCCAAUGGCACGUUGUGUUUGCUAAUCCAAGUGUAUCAUUUUAAAAGGCUAAUUGAUCAUUAGAAAACCCUUUUGCAAUUAUGUUAGCACAGCUGAAAACUGUUGUGCUGAUUUAAAGAAGCAAUAAAACUGGCCUUCUUGAGACUAGUUGAGUAUCUGGAGCAUCAGCAAUUGUGUCUUCGAUUACAAGGUCAAAAUGGCCAGAAACAAAUAACCUUCUUCUGAAACAAGAAACAGUCUAUUCUUGUUCUGAGAAAUGAAGGCUAUUCCAUGCGAGAAAUUGCCAAGAAACUGAAGAUCUCGUACAACCCUGUGUACUACUCCCUUCAUAGAACAGCGCAAACUGGCUCUAAUUAGAAUAGAAAGAGGAGUGGGAGGCCCCGGUGCACAACUGAGCAAGAGGACAAAUACAUUAGUGUCUAGUUUGAGAAAGACGCCUCACAGGUCCUCAACUGGCAGCUUCAUGAAAUAGUACCCGCAAAACACCAGUCUCAACGUCAACAGUGAAGAGGCGACUCCGGGAUGCUGACCUAGGCAGAGUUGCAAAGGAAAAAGUCCAGUGUCUGUGUUAUUUUGCCCAUCUUAAUCUUUUAUUUUUAUUGGCCAGUCUGAGAUAUGGCUUUUUCUUUGCAAUUCUGCCUAGAAGGUCAGUAUCCCGGAGUCGCCUCUUCACUGUUGAUGUUGAGACUGGUGUUUUGCGGUACUAUUUAAUGAAGCUGCCAGUUGAGGACCUGUGAGGCGUCUGUUUCUCAAACUAGAUACUCGAAGAGUGGUAAAGCGGUCUUUACUGGUUCUAACAGCAGACCUAUAAGCUGGAAGAUGCUGGAGGAAAAAAUGGUGUUUGACCAAAUACAAUGCUAUUUCUCUGUAAACAAAUUAACAACAUACUUUCAGCAUGCUUAUAGAGAAGGGCACUCAACAUGUAUUGCACUGACACAAAUGACUAAUGAUUGGUUAAAAUAAAUUGAUAAUAAGAAGAUCGUGGGAGCUGUACUGUUAGAUUUCAGUGCAGCCUUUGAUAUUAUUGACCAUAACCUGUUGUUGAGAAAACGUAUGAUUUAUGGCUUUUCAACCUCAGCUCUGAAUCCACAAUAUGGCAAUCUAUCUAAUAGAACUCAGAGGGUUUUCUUUAGUGGAAGCUACUCUAAUGUCAAACAUGUAAAGUGUGGUGUACCGCAGGAUAGCUCUCUAGGCCCUCCACUCUUUUCUAUUUUUACCAAUGACCUGCCACUGGCAUUGGUAAAAAUGCUGAUGAUUCAACCAUACAUGCGUCAGCAACCACAGCUAAUGAAGUCACUGAAACCCUUAACAAAGAGUUGCAGUCUGUUUUGGAAUGGGUAGCCAGUAAUAAACUGGUCCUGAUCAUCUCUAAAACUAAGAGCAUUGUAUUUGAAACAAAUCAUUCCCUAAGUUCUAGACCUCAGCUGAAUCUGGUAAUGAAUGGUGUGGCUGUUGAAUAAGUUGGGGAGACUAAAUUACUUGGUGUUACCUUAGAUUGUAAACUUUCAUGCAUUUGGAAAGUAUUCAGACCCCUUGACUUUUUCCACGUUUUGUUACGUUACAGCCUUAUUCUAAAAUUGAUUAAAUUGUUUUCCCCCCCUUUAUCAAUCUACACACAAUACCCUGUAAUGACAAAGCAAAAAACAGGUUUUUAGAAAGUUUUGCAAAUUUUAUAAUAAAACCCCCCCCAGGAAAUAGACAUUUACAUAAGUAUUCAGACCCUUUACUCAGUACUUUGUUGAGGCACCUUUGGCAGCGAUUACAGCCUCGCGUAUUCUAGGGUAUGACGCUACAAGCUUGGCACACCUGUAUUUGGGGAGUUUCUCCCAUUCUUCUCUGCAGAUCCUCUCAAGCUCUGUCAGGUUGGAUGGGGAGCAUCGCUGCACAGCUAUUUUCAGGUCUCUCCAGAGAUGUUCGAUUGGGUUCAGGCUCUGGCUGGGCCACUCAAGGACAUUCAGAGACUUGUCCCGAAGCCACUCCUGCGUUGUCUUGGCUGUGUGCACUUGAUGAGGUUUUCAUCAAGGAUCUCUCUGUACUUUGCUCCAUUCAUCUUUCCCUCGAUACGGACUAGUCUCCCAGUCCCUGCCACUGAAAUAAAUAUAAUAAUAAUAAUAAUAUAAUAAUAUGCCAUUUAGCAGACGCUUUUAUCCAAAGCGACUUACAGUCAUGCGUGCAUACAUUUUUGUGUGGUCCCGGGGAUCGAGCCCACUACCUUGGCGUUACAAGCGCCGUGCUCUACCAGCUGAGCUACAGAGGACCACAACUAAAUCCCCACAGCAUGAUGCUGCCACCACCAUGCUUCACCGUAGGGAUGGUGCCAGGUUUCCUCCAGACGUGACGCUUGGCAUUCAAGCCAAAGAGUUCAAUAUUGGUUUCAUCAGACCAGCGAAUCUUGUUUCUCAUGGUCUGAGAGUCUUUUAGGUGCCUUUUGGUAAACUUCAAGCGGGCUGUCAUGUGCCUUUUACUGAGGAGUGGCUUCCGUCUGGCCACUCUACCAUAAAGGCCUGAUUGGUGGAGUACUGCAGAGAUGGUUUUCCUUCUGGAAGGUUCUCCCAUCUUCACAGAGGAACUCUGGAGCUCUGUCUUGGUCACCUCCCUGACCAAGGCCCUUCUCCCCUGAUUGCUCAGUUUGGCCAGGCGGCCAGCUCUAGAAAGAGUGUUGGUGGUUUGUGAGAGCAAAAAUAACUAGAUGAUGUUAUAAUACUGUUAUUGCAUCAAAUGGUUGUUUUCUGUAAUAGAACAGGGUUCUUAGAAACUCUCAUCUGUCUGUGUUAACACUGGCAGUAGAUUAACGAUGCCUUUGGUGAUAAAACUAACAGGCCAUAUUCCAUUCAUGUGAGGAAGAUGGAUCCGGUCUGACUGAGCCUGCAGUUUAUAGACUGAAUUGGUGUUUGUGUAAUGUGAGGUACCAGGGAGAGAUGGUUCGGGUAUGGAUAAUGAUGAGAGGAAGCUUGUCUUAGGGGCCAAACUCUGGUUUCUGUACAAUAAGAACAGUGUUCAUAGCAAAUGCUAUCUGGCUGGGGGAUACUGCUUUCUCAUAUAUCAAGUCUCACCUUGUGACCCAUUCCAUACUAUUAUUUGUCAUGUAGACAUUUUGCCACAACUUUGGAAGUAUGCUUGGGGUCAUUAUCCAUUUGGAAGACCCAUUUGCGACCAAGCUUUAACUUCCUGACUGAUGUCUUGAGAUGUUCUUCAAUAUAUCCACAUCAUUUUCCUUCCUCAUGAUGCCAUCUAUUUUGUGAAGUGCACCAGUCCCUCCUGCAGCAAAGCACCCCCACAGCAUGAUGCUACCACCCCCGUGCUUCACGGUUGGGAUGGUGUUCUUCAGCUUGCAAGCAACCCCAUUUUUCCUCCAAACAUAACGAUGGUCAUUAUGGCCAAACAGUUAUAUUUUUGUUUCAUCAGACCAGAGGACAUUUCUCCAAAAAGUGCGAUCUUUGUCCCCAUGUGGUGUACCUAAUAAACUGGCCACGGAGUGUAUAUCUCAUCACUCUUUCUCUCCAUCACUCUAUCAUCCUAUAGCUAUAUCUCUCAGCACUCUCAUUCUAUAUCUCUCCAUCACGAUCAUCCAAAGCUAUAUCUCUCCAUUUUAGUAGUCCAGGUCUCUCCUUGAAAAAUUGAUUUUUAUCGCAAUGAGACUAACCUGGUUAAAUAAAAUGAAGUAGUAUAGACUUAUAGAUGGGUUGAUUGUUUAGCAACAAAUCCGACGUGUGCGUAACUAUGGGGCAAAACAGACUGGGUUGGCUUAGAUUGUUGAACUAAGUUGAAUCUCCAAUGUUUAUUGAAAACAUAAACACAUUUACACAAUGAUCACGUGUCUCUCAUGCAUCGUUAAGGUUGUUGGUUAGCUAGCUAGCUAAUUUGAGCCAUAUUAGCAUAGACAUCAGUCAAAACACCUCAAAACAAGAUGAAACGAGCUGAAACAAAUAACUUAUGAUUCCCCAGAAGGCAGUUUGGUAGCUAUCUGACCACUCAGAAUCAUAACAACACACACCUUCCGGCCACAUCCAUGUGCUCGCUUCAAUGUAUUGUGUUUUGUUAUCCAUCCUGUAGGUGGUGCCAGAGGACCAGCAGGUGGAGAGAGGAGUGAGGGACAUCUGUUCUCAGAUGAAGGUUAAAGUUCACACCUGCUGGGGGUCGACACUGUACCACCGAGACGACCUCCCGUUCAACCACCUAUCCAGGUGAGAGAAGACCACAGGGGUCAAGAUCAAGUUCAUUUGAUUUUAUUCACGUGGCAGAGAAAGUAGUCAUCUGCGAUUGGGCUGCUCAGCAAAGGCUCUAUCUCCUGGAUAAUCACUACAUUAUGAAGUCAGGCUCUAUCUCCUGGAUAAUCACUACAUUAUGAAGUCAGGCUCUAUCUCCUGGAUAAUCACUACAUUAUGAAGUCAGGCUCUAUCUCCUGGAUAAUCACUACAAUAUGAAGUCAGGCUCUAUCUCCUGGAUAAUCACUACAUUAUGAAGUCAGGCUCUAUCUCCUGGAUAAUCACUACAAUAUGAAGUCAGGCUGUCUCCUGGAUAAUCACUACAUUAUGAAGUCAGGUUAUCCUGGAUAAUCACUACAUUAUGAAGUCAGGCUGUCUCCUGGAUAAUCACUACAUUAUGAAGUCAGCCUCUGUCCUGGAUAAUCACUACAAUAUGAAGUCAGGCUGUCUCCUGGAUAAUCACUACAUUAUGAAGUCAGGCUGUCUCCUGGAUAAUCACUACAUUAUGAAGUCAGGCUGUCUCCUGGAUAAUCACUACAUUAUGAAGUCAGGCUGUCUCCUGGAUAAUCACUACAAUAUGAAGUCAGGCUCUCUCCUGGAUAAUCACUACAUUAUGAAGUCAGGCUAUCUCCUGGAUAAUCACUACAAUAUGAAGUCAGGCUGUCUCCUGGAUAAUCACUACAUUAUGAAGUCAGGCUCUCUCCUGAAUAAUCACUACAAUAUGAAGUCAGGCUGUCUCCUGGAUAAUCACUACAUUAUGAAGUCAGCCUCUGUCCUGGAUAAUCACUACAAUAUGAAGUCAGGUUCUCUCCUGGAUAAUCACUACAUUAUGAAGUCAGGCUGUCUCCUGGAUAAUCACUACAAUAUGAAGUCAGGCUGUCUCCUGGAUAAUCACUACAAUAUGAAGUCAGGCUCUCUCCUGGAUAAUCACUACAUUAUGAAGUCAGGCUGUCUCCUGGAUAAUCACUACAAUAUGAAGUCAGGCUGUCUCCUGGAUAAUCACUACAUUAUGAAGUCAGGCUGUCUCCUGGAUAAUCACUACAAUAUGAAGUCAGGCUGUCUCCUGGAUAAUCACUACAAUAUGAAGUCAGGCUGUCUCCUGGAUAAUCACUACAAUAUGAAGUCAGGCUGUCUCCUGGAUAAUCACUACAAUAUGAAGUCAGGCUGUCUCCUGGAUAAUCACUACAUUAUGAAGUCAGCCUCUGUCCUGGAUAAUCACUACAAUAUGAAGUCAGGCUCUCUCCUGGAUAAUCACUACAUUAUGAAGUCAGGCUGUCUCCUGGAUAAUCACUACAAUAUGAAGUCAGGCUGUCUCCUGGAUAAUCACUACAAUAUGAAGUCAGGCUCUCUCCUGGAUAAUCACUACAUUAUGAAGUCAGGCUGUCUCCUGGAUAAUCACUACAUUAUGAAGUCAGUCUCUCUCCUGGAUAAUCACUACAAUAUGAAGUCAGGCUCUCUCCUGGAUAAUCACUACAUUAUGAAGUCAGGCUCUCUCCUGGAUAAUCACUACAAUAUGAAGUCAUGCAGCUUUUCAAUUUGCAUGUGUACUAAAUAGCUGUCUUGCGGUAUAACUGUCCACGGCUAUAUUUUACUGAGACAUUUGCUGAGGGAGAGAUAUGACGUCGUCCUUGCUUAGGCUACCUGACAUGUAACCCUGUUCUAUUCUCUCCUGUGAUAGGCUACCUGAAAUGUAACCCUGUUCUAUUCUCUCCUGUGAUAGGCUACCUGAAAUGUAACCCUGUUCUAUUCUCUCCUGUGAUAGGUUGCCUGACAUGUAACCCUGUUCUAUUCUCUCCUGUGAUAGGUUGCCUGACAUGUAACCCUGUUCUAUUCUCUCCUGUGAUAGGUUGCCUGACGUAUAUACCCAGUUCAGGAAGGCAGUGGAGACCCAGGGCAGGGUGAGGCCGGUUUUGCCCACCCUAGACCAGCUGAAGCCUCUCCCCCCUGGGUCAGGUCUGGAUGAAGGCCCCAUCCCCUCCCCAGAAGACCUGGAGCAGACAGAUACUGUUAGGGAACCUCGCUCUGCCUUCCCCCACAGCGGGGGAGAGACUCAGGCCCUGGCCAGACUACAGCAUUACUUCUGGGACACGGUGAGUACGUUGUAUUCAUGUAGCAGACGCUCUUAUCCAGAACAACUUACAGUUAGUGCAUUCAUCUUAGAUAGCUAGGUGAGACAACCACAUCUGUCAUAGCAAGUAAAAACAUGUCCUCAAUAAACCAGCUACAUUCUCAGAAAAAAGGGUACAGUUAAGGUCCAGUAUUGUUCUGUAAUAAUGUAGCUUAGGGUCCAGUAUUGUUCUUUAAUAAUGUAGCUUAGGGUCCAGUAUUGUUCUGUAAUAAUGUAGCUUAGGGUCCAGUAUUGUUCUGUAAUAAUGUAGCUUAGGGUCCAGUAUUGUUCUGUAAUAAUGUAGCUUAGGGUCCAGUAUUGUUCUGUAAUAAUGUAGCUUAGAGUCCAGUAUUGUUCUUUAAUAAUGUAGCUUAGGGUCCAGUAUUGUUCUGUAGUAAUGUAGCUUAGGGUCCAGUAUUGUUCUUUAAUAAUGUAGCUUAGGGUCCAGUAUUGUUCUGUAAUAAUGUAGCUUAGGGUCCAGUAUUGUUCUUUAAUAAUGUAGCUUAGGGUCUAGUAUUGUUCUGUAAUAAUGUAGCUUAGGGUCCAGUAUUGUUCUUUAAUAAUGUAGCUUAGGGUCCAGUAUUGUUCUUUAAUAAUGUAGCUUAGGGUCCAGUAGUGUUCUGUAAUAAUGUAGCUUAGGGUCCAGUAUUGUUCUGUAAUAAUGUAGCUUAGGGUCCAGUAUUGUUCUUUAAUAAUGUAGCUUAGGGUCCAGUAUUGUUCUGUAAUAAUGUAGCUUAGGGUCCAGUAUUGUUCUGUAAUAAUGUAGCUUAGGGUCCAGUAUUGUUCUUUAAUAAUGUAGCUUAGGGUCCAGUCUUGUUCUUUAAUAAUGUAGCUUAGGGUCCAGUAUUGUUGUAAUAAUUCGCGUAGGGUCCAUUGUUCUGUAAUAAUGUAGCUUAGGGUCCAGUAUUGUUCUGUAGUAAUGUAGCUUAGAGUCCAGUAUUGUUCUUUAAUAAUGUAGCUUAGGGUCCAGUAUUGUUCUGUAAUAAUGUAGUUUAGGGUCCAGUAUUGUUCUUUAAUAAUGUAGCUUAGGGUCCAGUAUUGUUCUGUAAUAAUGUAGCUUAGGGUCCAGUAUUGUUCUGUAAUAAUGUAGCUUAGGGUCCAGUAUUGUUCUGUAAUAAUGUAGCUUAGGGUCCAGUAUUGUUCUGUAAUAAUGUAGCUUAGGGUCCAGUAUUGUUCUGUAAUAAUGUAGCUUAGGGUCCAGUAUUGUUCUUUAAUAAUGUAGCUUAGGGUCCAGUAUUGUUCUGUAAUAAUGUAGCUUAGGGUCCAGUAUUGUUCUGUAAUAAUGUAGCUUAGGGUCCAGUAUUGUUCUGUAAUAAUGUAGCUUAGGGUCCAGUAUUGUUCUUUAAUAAUGUAGCGUAGGGUCCAGUAUUGUUCUGUAAUAAUGUAGCUUAGGGUCCAGUAUUGUUCUUUAAUAAUGUAGCUUAGGGUCCAGUAUUGUUCUGUAAUAAUGUAGCUUAGGGUCCAGUAUUGUUCUGUAAUAAUGUAGCUUAGGGUCCAGUAUUGUUCUGUAAUAAUGUAGCUUAGGGUCCAGUAUUGUUCUUUAAUAAUGUAGCUUAGGGUCCAGUAUUGUUCUGUAAUAAUGUAGCUUAGGGUCCAGUAUUGUUCUGUAAUAAUGUAGCUUAGGGUCCAGUAUUGUUCUGUAAUAAUGUAGCUUAGGGUCCAGUAUUGUUCUGUAAUAAUGUAGCUUAGGGUCCAGUAUUGUUCUGUAAUAAUGUAGCUUAGGGUCCAGUAUUGUUCUGUAAUAAUGUAGCUAGGGUCCAGUAUGUUCUUUAACUAAUGUAAUAGGGUCCAGUAUUGUUCUGUAAUAAUGUAGCUUAGGGUCCAGUAUUGUUCUGUAAUAAUGUAGCUUAGGGUCCAGUAUUGUUCUGUAAUAAUGUAGCUUAGGGUCCAGUAUUGUUCUGUAAUAAUGUAGCUUAGGGUCCAGUAUUGUUCUGUAAUAAUGUAGCUUAGGGUCCAGUAUUGUUCUGUAAUAAUGUAGCUUAGGGUCCAGUAUUGUUCUGUAAUAAUGUAGCUUAGGGUCCAGUAUUGUUCUGUAAUAAUGUAGCUUAGGUCCAGUAUUGUUCUGUAUAAUGUAGCUUAGGGUCCAUUAUUGUUCUUUAAUAAUGUAGCUUAGGGUCCAGUAUGCUUCUUAAUAAUGUAGCUUAGGGUCCAGUAUUGUUCUGUAAUAAUGUAGCUUAGGGUCCAGUAUUGUUCUGUAAUAAUUAGCUUAGGGUCCAGGUAUUGUUCUGUAAUAAUGUCGCUUAGGGUCCAGUAUUGUUCUGUGGUAAUGUCGCUUAGGGUCCAAUAUUGUUCUGUAAUAAUGUCGCUUAGGGUCCAGUAUUGUUCUGUAAUAAUGUCGCUUAGGGUCCAGUAUUGUUCUGUAAUAAUGUCGCUUAGGGUCCAGUAUUGUUCUGUAAUAAUGUCGCUUAGGGUCCAGUAUUGUUCUGUAAUAAUGUCGCUUAGGGUCCAGUAUUGUUGUAAUAAUGUAGGCUAGGGUCCAGUCAUUGUUCUGGAAUGUAGCUUAGGGUCCAGUAUUGUUAUGUAAUAAUGUAGCUUAGUGUCCAUUAUUGUUCUGUAAUAAUGUAGCUUAGGGUCCAGUAUUGUUCUGUAAUAAUGUAGCUUAGGGUCCAGUAUUGUUCUGUAAUAAUGUAGCUAGGGUCCAGUAUUGUUCUGUGGUAAGUAGCUUUAGGGUUCCAGUAUUGUUCUGUAAUAAUGUAGCUUAGGGUCCAGUAUUGUUCUUUAAUAAUGUAGCUUAGGGUCCAGUAUUGUUCUGUAGUAAUGUAGCUUAGGGUUCCAGUAUUGUUCUGUAAUAAUGUAGCUUAGGGUCCCAGUAUUGUUUCUGUAAUAAUGUAGCUUAGGGUCCAGUAUUGUUCUGUAAUAAUGUAGCUUAGGGUCCAGUAUUGUUCUGUAAUAAUGUAGCUUAGGGUCCAGUAAUAAGUAGCUUAGGGUCCAGUAUUGUUCUGUAAUAAUGUAGCUUAGGGUCCAGUAUUGUUCUGUAAUAAUGUAGCUUAGGGUCCAGUAUUGUUCUGUAGUAAUGUAGCUUAGGGUCCAGUAUUGUUCUCUGGUGUACAUAAAGUCUAAAUACACAUCAUAUACCUUCAGAGGUAGCUGCAUAUAAUAACCUCUAAUGGUACUGUUCACUAACAUUUUAUUUUAUUUUAUGUGCGGAUAAACUAGUACAGCGGUACAUGUUCGUUCCCGAUAUUUUAAAUAUAAAGGUAAAAAUAGUUGUGCCUUAGUGGGGGGCGUGGCUUUCACUUAGUUAUUUUUGGCCACCUGUGAGUGAAAGUGUUGUACCCAUCUUUCUCGUGUUAAAGUAGUGGUACAUUCAUCAUGAAAACCUUUAGUUUGGUCCAAUGAUAAUAAAUGGGAUAUGUGUUUGUUGUGAUAAAGCUGGUAUGUGUCUCAUGCAGGAUGCUGUGGCUACCUACAAGGAGACUCGUAACGGCCUGAUGGGAAUGGACUAUUCCACUAAGUUUUCCCCUUGGUAAGUACCUGCAUGGGAAUGGACUAUUCCACUAAGUUUUCCCCUUGGUAAGUACCUGCAUGGGAAUGGACUAUUCCACUAAGUUUUCCCCUUGGUAAGUACCUGAUGGGAAUGGACUAUUCCACUAAGUUUUCCCCUUGGUAAGUACCUGCAUGGGAAUGGGACUAUUCCACUAAGUUUCCCCUUGGUAAGUACCCUGAUGGAAUGGAACUAUUCCACUAAGUUUUUCCCCUUGGUAGUACCUGGAUGGGAAUGGACUAUUCCACUAAGUUUUCCCCUUGGUAAGUACCUGAUGUGAAUGGAUAUUCCACUAAGUUUUCCCCUUGGUAAGUACCUGAUGGGAAUGGACUAUUCACUAAGUUUUCCCCUUGGUUCCACUAAGUUUCCCCUUGGUAAGUACCUGAUGGGAAAUGGACUAUUCACUAAGUUUUCCCCUGGUAAAGUACCUGAUGGGAAUGGACUAUUCCACUAAGUUUUCCCCUUGGUAAGUACCUGAUGGGAAUGGACUAUUCCACUAAGUUUUCCCCUUGGUAAGUACCUGAUGGGAAUGGACUAUUCCACUAAGUUUUCCCCUUGGUAAGUACCUGAUGGGAAUGGACUAUUCCACUAAGUUUUCCCCUUGGUAAGUACCUGCAUGGCCGGGGGAAGGGGACUGCAGCACCCCCUGAAAAAUCAGAAUAUAUAUAUAUAUAUAUAUAUAUAUUCUGAUUUUUCAGGGGGUGCUGCAGUCCCCUUCCCCCGGACUUGAAUGAGUAGGUGUCCCCAAACUUUUGACUGCUACUAAUAUAUAUAUAUAUAUAUAUAUAUAUAUAUAUUAGUAGCAGUCAAAAGUUUGGGGACACCUACUCAUUCAAGGGUUUUUCUUUAUUUUUACUAUUUUCUACAUUGUAGAAUAAAUAGUGAAGACUUCAAAACUAUGAAAUAACACAUAUGGAAUCAUGUUGUAACCAAAAAAAGUGUUAAACAAAUCAAAUCAAAAUAUAUUUUAGAUUAUUCAAAGAAGCCACCCUUUGCCUUGAUGACAGCUUUGCACACUCUUGGCAUUCUCUCAACCAGCUUCACCUGGAAUGCUUUUCCAACAGUCUUGAAGGAGUUCCCACAUAUGCUGAGCACUUGUUGGCUGCUUUUCCUUCACUGCGGUCCAACUCAUCCCAAACCAUCUCAAUUGGGUUGAGGUCAGGUGAUUUGUGGAGGCCAUCUGAUGCAGCACUCCAUCACUUUCCUUCUUGGUCGAAUAGCCCUUACACAGCCUGGAGGUGUGUUUUGGGUCAUUGUCCUGUUGAAAAACUAAUGAUAGUCCCUCUAAGCCCAAACCAGAUGGGAUGGCGUAUCUCUGCAGAAUGCUGUGGUAGCCAUGCUGGUUAAGUGUGCCUUGAAUUCUAAAUAAAUCACAGACAGUGUCACCAGCAAAGCACCAUAACACCUCCUCCUCCAUGCUUCACGGUGGGAACCACACAUGCGGAGAUCAUUCGUUCACCUACUCAGCGUCUCAAAAGACAUGCGGUUGGAACCAAAAAUCUCUAAUUUGGACUCAUCAGAGUUAUGUCAUUAUGGGGUAUUGUGUGUAUAUUUGCUGAGGAUUUGUAUUUAUUUAAUCCAUUUUAGAAUAAGGCUGUAACGUAACAAAAUGUGCGAAAAGUCAAGGGGUCUGAAUACUUUCACAAACGUAAUGCGCUGGGCCUUUACUAGUAUUAUUUGAGAUUCUUCAAAUAGCCACCCUUUGCCUUGAUGGCAGUUUUGCACAAUCGUGGCAUUCUCUCAACCAGCUUCAUGAGGUAAUCACCUGGAAAGCAUUUCAAUUAACAGGUGUGCCUUGUUAAAAGGUAAUUUGUGGAAUCUAUUUCCUUCUUAAUGCGUUUGAGCCAAUCAGUUGUAUUGUGACAAUGUAGGGGGGGUAUACAGAAGAUAGCCCUAUUUGGUAAAAGACAAAGUCCAUAUUAUGGCAAGAACAGCUCAAAUAAACAAAGAGAAACAACAGUCCAUCAUUACUUCAAGACAUGAAGGUCAGUCAAUCCAGAAAAUGUCAAGAACUUUGAAAGUAUCUUCAAGUGCAGUCGCAAAAACCAUCAAGCGCUGUGAUGAAACUGGCUCUCAUGAGGACCGCCACAGGAAAGGAAGACCCAGAGUUACCUCUGCUGCAGAGGAUAAGUUCAUUAGAGUUAACUGCACCUCAGAUUGUAGCCCAAAUAAAUGCUUCACAGAGUUCAAGUAACAGACACAUCUCAACAUCAACUGUUCAGAGGAGACCGCGUGAAUCAGGCAUUCAAGGUCGAAUUGCUGCAAAGAAACCACUACUAAAGGCCACCAAUAAGAAGAAGAGACUUGCUUGGGCCAAGAAACACGAGCAAUGGACAUUAGACCGGUGGAAAUCUGUCCUUUGGUCUGAUGAGUCCAAAUGUAAGAUAUUUGGUUCCAACCGCCUUGUCAUUGUGAGACACAGAGUAGGUGAAUGGAUGAUCUCCGCAUGUGUGGUUCCCACCGUGAAGCAUGGAGGAGGAGGUGUGACGUUGUGGGGGUGCUUUGCUGGUGACACUGUCAGCGAUUUAUUUAGAAUUCAAGGCACACUUAACCAGCAUGGCUACCACAACAUUCUGCAGCGAUACGCCAUCCCAUCUGGUUUGGGCUUAGUCCCACUAUUAUUUGUUUUUCAACAGGACAAUGACCCAACACACCUCCAGGCUGUGUAAGGGCUAUUUGACCAAGAAGGAGAGUGAUGGUGCUGCAUCAGAUGACCUGGCCUCCACAAUCACCCAACCUCAACCCAAUUGAGAUGGUUUGGGAUGAGUUGGACCGCAGAGUGAAGAUUAACUGUUUUGCACAGAUAAUUAUCAGACUCAAGUUAGAAAUGUUGGUAAACACUCAAAUACAUGUAGUUUUAACACUAUUUUUUCACAAAAGUAGUGCACUGGGCCUUUACUAGUCCUGUAUUAGCAGACCAAUAUAGAUGUCUUCAGCGCUGGCAAAAAAAAAAAAUCUACAUCCCAAAAUAAUCGCAGCCCCCGCUCCCCCAAACUACUUUCCGCGGCUAUGAGUAGCAGUCCGUAUAAUGGCAGUCCCUAAGCUGUUAGAUAGCAGUCCGUAUAAUGGCAGUCCCUAAGCUGUUAGAUAGCAGUCCGUAUAAUGGCAGUCCCUAAGCUGUUAGUUAGCAGUCCGUAUAAUGGCAGUCCCUAAGCUGUUAGAUAGCAGUCCGUAUAAUGGCAGUCCCUAAGCUGUUAGAUAGCAGUCUGUAUAAUGGCAGUCCCUAAGCUGUUAGUUAGCAGUCCGUAUAAUGGCAGUCCCUAAGCUGUUAGUUAGCAGUCCGUAUAAUGGCAGUCCCUAAGCUGUUAGUUAGCAGUCCGUAUAAUGGCAGUCCCUAAGCUGUUAGUUAGCAGUCCGUAUAAUGGCAGUCCCUAAGCUGUCUUUAGGAAGGGAACCUUCAUGUCCUGCUCUACACUGAUAACCUUAUUUACCUCCUACAGGUAAAACCCUGGUUGGCUAUAGACUGGUUGGCUGUAGACUGGUUGGCUAUAGACUGGUUGGCUAUAGACUGGUUGGCUAUAGACUGGUUGGCUGUAGACUGGUUGGCUGUAGACUGGUUGGCUAUAGACUGGUUGGCUAUAGACUGGUUGGCUAUAGACUGGUUGGCUAUAGACUGGUUGGCUGUAGACUGGUUGGCUAUAGACUGGUUGGCUGUAGACUGGUUGGCUAUAGACUGGUUGGCUAUAGACUGGUUGGCUGUAGACUGGUUGGCUGUAGACUGGUUGGCUGUAGACUGGUUGGCUAUAGACUGGUUGGCUAUAGACUGUAUCUAUAACUGGCUAUAGACUGUAUAUAUAACUGUGUUCUACAGGUUGGCUAUAGACUGUAUCUAUAACUGUGUUCUACAGGUUGGCUAUAGACUGUAUCUAUAACUGUGUUCUACAGGUUGGCUAUAGACUGUAUCUAUAACUGUGUUCUACAGGUUGGCUAUAGACUGUAUCUAUAACUGUGUUCUACAGGUUGGCUAUAGACUGUAUAUAUAACUGUGUUCUACAGGUUGGCUAUAGACUGUAUCUAUAACUGUGUUCUACAGGUUGGCUAUAGACUGUAUCUAUAACUGUGUUCUACUGGUUGGCUAUAGACUGUAUCUAUAACUGUGUUCUACAGGUUGGCUAUAGACUGUAUAUAUAACUGUGUUCUACAGGUUGGCUAUAGACUGUAUCUAUAACUGUGUUCUACAGGUUUGCUAUAGACUGUAUCUAUAACUGUGUUCUACAGGUUGGCUAUAGACUGUAUCUAUAACUGUGUUCUACAGGUUGGCUAUAGACUGUAUCUAUAACUGGCUAUAGACUGUAUCUAUAACUGUGUUCUACAGGUUGGCUAUAGACUGUAUAUAUAACUGUGUUCUACAGGUUGGCUAUAGACUGUAUCUAUAACUGUGUUCUACAGGUUGGCUAUAGACUGUAUCUAUAACUGUGUUCUACAGGUUGGCUAUAGACUGUAUCUAUAACUGUGUUCUACAGGUUGGCUAUAGACUGUAUCUAUAACUGUGUUCUACAGGUUGGCUAUAGACUGUAUCUAUAACUGUGUUCUACAGGUUGGCUAUAGGCUGUAUCUAUAACUGGCUAUAGACUGUAUCUAUAACUGUGUUCUACAGGUUGGCUAUAGGCUGUAUCUAUAACUGUGUUCUACAGGUUGGCUAUAGACUGUAUCUAUAACUGUGUUCUACAGGUUGGCUAUAGACUGUAUCUAUAACUGUGUUCUACAGGUUGGCUAUAGACUAUAUCUAUAACUGUGUUCUACAGGUUGGCUAUAGACUGUAUCUAUAACUGUGUUCUACAGGUUGGCUAUAGACUGUAUAUAUAACUGUGUUCUACAGGUUGGCUAUAGGCUGUAUCUAUAACUGUGUUCUACAGGUUGGCUAUAGGCUGUAUCUAUAACUGUGUUCUACAGGUUGGCUAUAGACUGUAUCUAUAACUGUGUUCUACAGGUUGGCUAUAGACUGUAUCUAUAACUGUGUUCUACAGGUUGGCUAUAGACUGUAUCUAUAACUGUGUUCUACAGGUUGGCUAUAGACUGUAUAUAUAACUGUGCUCUACAGGUUGGCUAUAGACUGUAUCUAUAACUGUGUUCUACAGGUUGGCUAUAGACUGUAUCUAUAACUGGCUAUAGACUGUAUCUAUAACUGUGUUCUACAGGUUGGCUAUAGACUGUAUCUAUAACUGUGUUCUACAGGUUGGCUAUAGACUGUAUCUAUAACUGGCUAUAGACUUUAUCUAUAACUGUGUUCUACAGGUUGGCUAUAGACUGUAUCUAUAACUGUGUUCUACAGGUUGGCUAUAGACUAUCUAUAACUGUGUUCUACAGGUUGGCUAUAGACUGUAUCUAUAACUGUGUUCUACAGGUUGGCUAUAGACUGUAUCUAUAACUGUGUUCUACAGGUUGGCUAUAGGCUGUAUCUCCCCGAGGUAUAUCUACCAACAGAUCAAGAAAUAUGAGAGUGAACGAACAGCCAAUCAGAGCACAUACUGGUGAGUUCCAUCCUGCUACCUCAUAUCCUGUUGUGAUCAGGAUCAUGAUGAGAUCAGUCACUGAAUCCAUGUUUAUCUCCUGUGGUGUAGCUGUGAUGAGCCAGGCUAGCAGGGUGGCUGGGUAGGAGAUGCACCUUUUAAUGUACUUAGUUCAGGUAACUGAAUAAAUGAUGAAUUGAAUGGAAGAAGUGAUGUGGUUUUAUUAAGCAUGGCUGACUGUACAUGUCUUCCAACAGGGUGGUGUUUGAGCUGCUCUGGAGAGACUAUUUCAAGUUUGUAGGAGCCAAAUACGGAGACAGACUGUUUGACAUCAAAGGUGAAGUUGGAAAGCCAGUUUCAUAUGUUAUCUUCAUAUAAAGCUUAUUGCACAUAAUCUCAUGGUUGUUAUAUGUUCUCACCAGGCCUUCAGGACAAGUCCAUCCCUUGGAAGAAGGACAUGAAUCUGUUCAAUGCAUGGAAAGGUUAGGGAGAAAUCAGUACAAAUCUGUAGUCUUUACAAUACCACUCUGAUCUACGAGGUGACUACACAGAGCUGCAUAAGGCACGUAUAGAGAACUGAAAGUCUAUUGGAUGCACGGUGGUAAAUAUACGAUGGAGUGGAUACCGUAACAGUAUUCUAACUAAUAUCUCUCAUACUACUGGGUUGUUGUAACUCCUCUGUCUCAUGUUACUCUAGAGGGUCGUACCGGGGUGCCGUUCGUUGAUGCCAACAUGCGAGAGCUGGCGCUGACGGGGUUCAUGUCUAACAGGGGGCGCCAGAACGUAGCCAGCUUCCUCACCAAGGACCUGGGACUGGACUGGAGGAUGGGGGCUGAGUGGUUCCAAUACCUGUUGGUGAGGCUCCUGGUCUGGGUCAGGGUUAGGACCUGGGUCAGGGUUAGGACCGGGUCAGGGUUAGGACCUGGGUCAGGGUUAGGACCGGGUCAGGGUUAGGACCUGGGUCAGGGUUAGGACCGGGUCAGGGUUAGGACCGGGUCAGGGUUAGGACCGGGGUCAGGGUUAGGACCGGGUCAGGGUUAGGACCGGGUCAGGGUUAGGACCGGGGUCAGGGUUAGGACCGGGGUCAGGGUUAGGACCUGGGUCAGGGUUAGGACCUGGGUCAGGGUUAGGACCGGGGUCAGGGUUAGGACCGGGGUCAGGGUUAGGACCGGGGUCAGGGUUAGGACCGGGGUCAGGGUUAGGACCUGGGUCAGGGUUAGGACCGGGGUCAGGGUUAGGACCGGGGUCAGGGUUAGGACCGGGUCAGGGUUAGGACCUGGGUCAGGGUUAGGACCUGGGUCAGGGUUAGGACCUAGGUCAGGGUUAGGACCGGGUCAGGGUUAGGACCUAGGUCAGGGUUAGGACCGGGUCAGGGUUAGGACCUAGGGCUGGACUGGAGGAUGGGGCAGAGUGGUUCCACUAUUUACUGGUGAGGCUGGGGCCCAAACCUAAAUCAACCCCUAGCCCCUGAUCCCUAGCCCCUACCCCUGAUCCCUAGCCCCUACCCUUGACCCCUAGUCCCUACCCUUGACCCCUAGCCCCUACCCUUGACCCCUAGCCCCUACCCUUGACCCCUAGCCCCUACCCUUGACCCCUAGCCCCUACCCUUGACCCCUAGUCCCUACCCUUGACCCCUAGCCCCUACCCUUGACCCCUAGCCCCUACCCUUGACCCCUAGCCCCUACCCUUGACCCCUAGCCCCUACCCCUGAUCCCUAGCCCCUACCCUUGACCCCUAGCCACUCUAGGCACAGGAUAGGACAGGUGUAUCCAAGGUGGUGGGAACUCAACCCAGCCUAUGAUAGGGAAACGUGGAACUAAAAUCAUAACGCUUUAUUUAGAUAAAUAUAUGACUGUGGGUAUACCUAUUGAAUGGUUUCAGUUCUACACCAGGCUGGUUAGGAGCUAGGAGACCAGUAGUGGACAGUUUUAUAACCUGAGGUCAUUGUUUUCGGUCUGAUCAGAUCAAUCAGUUUCAUCUCUCUGCUUCCAGGUGGACCAUGACGUGAGCAGUAACUAUGGCAACUGGCUGUACAGCGCGGGGAUAGGAAAUGACCCGAGAGAAAACAGGAAGUUCAACAUGAUCAAACAAGGACUCGACUACGACAACAACGUAUGUUUCAGUCUGACCAAUAACACUGUAGAACUACCGCAGCUUUACCUGAAGGUGAAAGGCCUGCAACACUGGCAUGUCAGAAUAGAUCAUUUACCUGAAGGUGAAAGGCCUGCAACACUGGCAUGUCAGAAUAGAUCAUCCAGUCUCCAAAGCUAGUUGCUUCAUAACUAGUUAUCUGAUGUAAUGAGGUCUGCUUCCUUGGGGUUAACACGUAGGAGGAGGAACACGCUAUAGCAAGUAACCAUACAAUUACCCAGAAAGCUUCUGCUAUGACAACUGAGACACUGGGUCUGUAAUAGGUGAUUGUCUCCUCUUCAGGGGGACUAUGUUAGACACUGGGUCUGUAAUAGGUGAUUGUCUCUUCUUCAGGGGGACUAUGUUAGACACUGGGUCUGUUAAUAGGUGAUUGUCUCCUCUUCAGGGGGGACUAUGUUAGACACUGGGUCUGUAAUAGGUGAUUGUCUCCUCUUCAGGGGGACUAUGUUAGACACUGGGUCUGUAAUAGGUGAUUGUCUCCUCUUCAGGGGGACUAUGUUAGACACUGGGUUUUGUCUCCUCUUCAGGGGGACUAUGUUAGACACUGGGUCUGUAAUAGGUGAUUGUCUCUUCUUCAGGGGGACUAUGUUAGACACUGGGUCUGUAAUAGGUGAUUGUCUCCUCUUCAGGGGGACUAUGUUAGACACUGGGUCUGUAAUAGGUGAUUGUCUCCUCUUCAGGGGGACUAUGUUAGACACUGGGUCUGUAAUAGGUGAUUGUCUCCUCUUCAGGGGGGACUAUGUUAGACACUGGGUCUGUAAUAGGUGAUUGUCUCCUCUUCAGGGGGGACUAUGUUAGACACUGGGUUUGUAAUAGGUGAUUGUCUCCUCUUCAGGGGGACUAUGUUAGACACUGGGUCUGUAAUAGGUGAUUGUCUCCUCUUCAGGGGGACUAUGUUAGACACUGGGUCUGUAAUAGGUGAUUGUCUCCUCUUCAGGGGGACUAUGUUAGACACUGGGUUUGUAAUAGGUGAUAGUCUCCUCUUCAGGGGGACUAUGUUAGACACUGGGUUUGUAAUAGGUGAUUGUCUCCUCUUCAGGGGGACUAUGUUAGACACUGGGUCUGUAAUAGGUGAUUGUCUCCUCUUCAGGGGGACUAUGUUAGACACUGGGUUUGUAAUAGGUUAUAGUCUCCUCUUCAGGGGGACUAUGUUAGACACUGGGUCUGUAAUAGGUGAUUGUCUCCUCUUCAGGGGGACUAUGUUAGACACUGUGUCUGUAAUAGGUGAUUGUCUCCUCUUCAGGGGGACUAUGUUAGACACUGGGUCUGUAAUAGGUGAUUGUCUCCUCUUCAGGGGGACUAUGUUAGACACUGGGUUUUGUCUCCUCUUCAGGGGGACUAUGUUAGACACUGGGUCUGUAAUAGGUGAUUGUCUCCUCUUCAGGGGGAUUAUGUUAGACACUGGGUCUGUAAUAGGUGAUUGUCUCCUCUUCAGGGGGACUAUGUUAGACACUGGGUCUGUAAUAGGUGAUUGUCUCCUCUUCAGGGGGACUAUGUUAGACACUGGGUUUGUAAUAGGUGAUUGUCUCCUCUUCAGGGGGACUAUGUUAGACACUGGGUCUGUAAUAGGUGAUUGUCUCCUCUUCAGGGGGACUAUGUUAGACACUGGGUCUGUAAUAGGUGAUUGUCUCCUCUUCAGGGGGACUAUGUUAGAUUCUGGGUCCAAGAGCUCCAGGGGAUCAGAGGGGGGGACGUCCACACCCCCUGGACCCUUAGCUCCGCCUCCCUGUCUCACGCACUGGUGACCCUCGACGAGACAUACCCUUCCCCCAUCGUCAUGGUGCCAGAAUGGAGUCGCCAUGCCAACAAGAAGCCGGUGGGUGUAAUUAAAGAUGUGAACUUCACAGAAAGAGGAAUUGGUGUAGUAAACAACAUAUCACUGUUUUGUGGUGUACAGUGCAUUCAGAAAUUAUUCAGACCCCUUCCCUUUUUCCACAUUUGGUACGUUACAGCCUUAUUCUAAAAUUGAUUAAAUUAAUUUGUUUCCUCAGCAAUCUACACACACAAUACCCCAUAAUGACAAAGUGAAAACAGGUUUUUAGACAUUUCAGCAAAUGUAAUAAAAAAAUACCUUAUUUACGUAAGUAUUCAGACCCUUUGCUAUGAGACUCGAAGUUGAUCUCAGGUGCAUCCUGUUUCCAUUGAUCAUCCUUGAGAUGUUUCUACAACUUGAUUGGAGUCCACAUGUGGUAAAUUCAAUUGAUUGGACAUGAUUUGGAAAGGCACACACCUGUCUAUAUAAGGUCCCACAGUUGACAGUGCAUGUCAGAGCAAAAACCAAGCCAUGAGAUCAAAGGAAUUGUCUGUAGAGCUCCGAGACAGGAUUGAAGGUCCCCAAGAACACAGUGGCCUCUGUAGCUCAAUUGGUAGAGCAUGGCGCUUGCAACGCCAGGGUAGUGGGUUCGAUCCCCGGGACCACCUAUACGUAAAAAUGUAUGCACACAUGACUGUUAGUCGCUUUGGAUAAAAGCGUCUGCUAAAUGGCAUAUUAUUAUUUAUUAUUAUCAUUCUUAAAUGGAAGAAGUUUGGAACCACCAAGACUCUUCCUAGAGCAGGCCGCCUGGCCAAACUGAACAAUCGGGGGAGAAGGGCCGUGGUCAGGGAGGGGACCAAGAACCAGAUGGUCACUCUGACAGAGCUCCAGAGUUCCUCUGUGGAGAUUGGAGAACCUUCCAGAAGGACAACCAUCUCUGCAGCACUCCACCAAUCAGGCCUUUAUGGUAGAGUGGCCAGAUGGAAGCCACUCCUCAGUAAAAGGCACAUGACAGCCCACUUGGAGUUUGCCAAAAGGCACCUAAAGACUAUCAGACCAUGAGAAGCAAGAUCCUCUGGUCUGAUGAAACCAAGAUUGAACUAUUUGGCCUGAAUGCCAAGCGUCACGUCUGGAGUGGCGCAGUGGUCUAAGGCACGGUCUCCUGAGUGGCGCAGUGGUCUAAGGCACUGCAUCGCAGUGCUAACUGUGCCACUAGAGAUCCUGGUUCGUAUCCAGGCUCUGUCGCAGCCGGCCGCGACCGGGAGACUCAUGGGCGGCGCACAAUUGGCCCAGCGUCGUCCAGGGUAUGGGAGGGAAUGGCCGGCAGGGAUGUAGCUCAGUUGAUAGAGCAUGGCGUUUGCAACGCCAGGGUUGUGGGUUCGAUUCCCAUGGGGGGCCAGUAUAAAAAAAAAAAUGUAUUCACUAACUGUAAGUCGCUCUGGAUAAGAGCGUCUGCUAAAUGACUAAAAUGUAAAUGUAAAUGUAAAUGUAAAAAUGGAGGAAACCUGGCACCAUCCCUACGGUGAAGCAUGGUGGUGGCAGCAUCAUGCUGUGGGGAUGUUUUUCAGCGGCAGGGACUGGGAGAACAGUCAGGAUCAAGGGAAAGAUGAACGUGCAGAGUACAGAGAGAUCCUUGAUGAACACAGCCAAGACAACGCAGGAGUGGCUUCGGGACAAGUCUCUGAAUGUCCUUGAGUGGCCCAGCCAGAGCCCGGACUUGAACCUGAGCGAACAUCUCUGGAGAGACCUGAAAAUAGCUGUGCAGCGACGCUCUCCAUAUGAUCAGAUGUUUAGUGGUGUAUGUAGAGCAUCUCUAGAAUGGCUCUACCAGUUAUGAUCAAUGUAUAUAGCGAAGGAAAGCAAAGGAACCAAGUGGUCAUAAGAAUAAUGUAAGAAUUGAAUUGAUUCAUUCCAUGUGUUUGUGCUAACUUAACCUGUCUCAGAAAUACAUCACUUCACGGUCAUUGUCUCUUGAGACAUUUUAGUUGUUAUGUGAACCUGUCUUACUUCAAGGCCGUUCUAUUGACAGGUUUCAGUUCUAAAUGUAAAGUAAUCUCUCCUGCAGACUGGUGCUGGCCCCUCGGCCAGAGGAAAGAAGGGGCCGUCCCACACCCCUAAACAACACAAGGACAGAGGAAUAGACUUCUACUUCUCCAAGAGCAAGAACUUCUGAUGGAGCUGAACUGACUGAACUGUUGGGCUUCCACAAGGCAAUGGUUUGAGCCAUCCCUGCU
Coregonus sp. 'balchen' is the source of this 61775-nucleotide messenger RNA. The record is from the annotation of a GenBank genome assembly. Lineage: Eukaryota; Metazoa; Chordata; Actinopteri; Salmoniformes; Salmonidae.